This is a messenger RNA of Pelobates cultripes (western spadefoot toad), 60419 nucleotides long. NCBI's taxonomy places the organism in Eukaryota, Metazoa, Chordata, Amphibia, Anura, Pelobatidae. The record is from the annotation of a GenBank genome assembly.
AUGGGACCACUCACCAUCUUGGCUCUCAGGCUAGAAGAGGAACAGGAUGUCAGUACGAAGCAGGAGGCCUCCAUGUUCAUGGCUGAGGUGAGUGUGGGUUGCUGCUGGCGGGACUCGAUCUGGGUCCAGAAUGCUGCACACAGGGAGUCAAAGGCCGUCUGGACCUUUAUUUCCCAGUGGAGCAGGUGCUUGGUCGGUCAUCUUAGAUUCGCCACUAGCCUCUUGUCUGUAAAAUGAGUAUAAGCUGCUAUGCCUUGAAGGUGAAGUAGCGUUCCCUGAUGGGAAACCGAGAUAUCCCCCACCAGUCCAAAUGGGUGGGUGGGGGGAGAAACCGAUCUGCUCAGCCGGCCAGGAUGCCAGGAGAGCAGCCGUCUCUCGUCCGUCUGUAGACCGCAAAGUCGGGAGAUCCAGUGAGUAGCUUCACGAGUUUAACGUUGGUGGGUUCGUCAGGAUGCCCCGAUCAUGCAAAUGGUUUUUAUGCGGUCUGAUCUGUAAAUUGGUGGCUGUUUAACACUUGAAAUCAGUGCUUGGAGCAAGAGCUCGCAAAGCAUGAGUCUGCUCUGCUCGGAUGUCAGGCACCACCCCCUCCGGAAUAUAUUUAUAAAUUCCAAAGGCACUUUAAAUCUUCUAUAUAUUUUUUUUUGUUUUGCAGCAAAUAACACUUUUAAACAAGUAUACAAACCAAAAUAAAGCAAGCAAACUUUAAUAAGUAUGUAAUAAACCUCUGUAAACUUACUAAGAUUGCAUUAUUGGGCACACCUUUCAGCUAGGGCAGUUUCUUCAGCAUUCCCCCCCCCUCUCCCCCCCAAUCUCUGUCUCAGACCAGUCCACUAAUCACAAAAACAUGGCGGCAUUGUGCAAGAAGCUCCACAUUCUCGCCUCUUUGAUUAAAACAUACAGAAACCUGACAUCGGAAUCUGCUCUGUAUGAUCACGUGAUCAGACUCCCUGUCUUCUUCCCCUGUCAGUAUGUGCUGGGUGUAAAAUGUAAGGCAUACCCAAUGCACUUUCCCUGCAUUCCUAGGGAUGGGACACUGAUUGGUCAGAUUAGUGUCCCCCCUGGAGUUGACGUGGAAAGUAUAAGAAAGAAGAAAACUGUAAAUAUACCAUUUUACCUGCUUGGUGGUGAGCUUGCAGAGAUAUAGCCUGAUCUUCCCAGAAUCGACAGAUGCAGAAGCAACUUAGAAAUAUGCUUGGCAUCACUACACGAUAUUAGGCAUCUGACUUGGAGUUUGCUGUAUGUGGCAAAAUAAAUGGCUAAACAUUCAGGUUAAUGUGCUCAUGGGAUGCACAAAUGGUACAGUGCAAUUUAAAGGGACACUAUAGGCACCCAGACCACUUCAGCUCAUUGAAGUGGUCUGGGGGUAAUGCCCAGAUCCUUAAUUCCUGCAAUUGUAAUUAUUGCAGUUUUCGAUGAAUAAUGAAUAAUUACCUUGCAGGGUUAACUUCACCUGUGGUGGCGGUCUACCAGAUGGCCGCUAGAGGGACUUCGGGUGGUUAGGAGACUGGUGGCCUAAAUAAUGCUGGAUGUACUCACGCUAUGCUUGAGGACAUCCAGCGUCACCCAAAAUCCCAUGGGAAAGCAUUUUAGAAUGAUACAAUGCUUUCCUAUGGGGGAAGCCCUAAUGCGAGUGCCGUGGACAUCGAUGCUGAAAUCAGAUAAGUUAUUGAGGGGUUUUAACCCCUUCACCACCACAUGGUAGGGGGACACUACAGUGUUGUUUUUCUAGCACUAUCGUUUCCCUUUAAAGAGUGUUAUCGUCUAGAGCAGUUAUUGUCCCAUAACUAUACCAAACACAAAAAACAGGUUGUGCUGAAUUCUGUGUGUAUUAAAUACAAUAAAGCAAUUAUUUUGGCUUGGAAUCGUCCAGGCUUCAGUUGGUGAUGCGUAUAUUUAAUCUGAAAAUAACCAUUAAUAGUGCAGAUAGUCAAAUAUUUACAACAAGGAUACAUGGGAUCACGCUCACAUUUAUUAGAGCUAUAGACCAGUUAGGAGUAAAACCGCGUACAGCAGUAUUAUUCCCACUGCUGGAUAUGUAGCUCUUAAGGGGUAAGUCUCAUAGCAUCCAGAUGAAUAGAAAGGAAACCAUAGUGUGUACUGAGUAAAACCUAAAAGGGGUAAAGAUAUAAAUUGUAAUUACUCACAUAUAGUAGAGCAGUAACACAACUGAAGAGAAAGUGCUUGGGUGGUAUGAUCCCCACCAAAGAUAUGUUGAUUAGAGUCUCCUGAAGGCAGUCCUUGCCAGGGAUUAGAUGUAGAGUAGAUAAGAUACUUCAUGAGUUUUAAAUGUGUCAGGAACAAUAAAAAGUAUAAUGGUCUUGCCCCAUAACUGCCCAAGAUUUUCUGGUAGCCAGCUGAAGGCCAACAGUGAAAACAAAUGGUAGAAAGAUACAUUCACAGGUUGUGGUCCCACAGUGCAUCUUGGGUAAUGCACUGCAAGAUUGCAUGGGUAUACCAUAGAUUAAUGUGUGUAUUCUGGACCAUAUUCUUCUUUAAAAACCAUCCCAUUAUAGUCAUUUAAAUAUUUUGUGUCUGUCUGGUUUUCUAGAAACAUCUGUGUCUGCCUUUAGAAAUUUCUUCUAGGAAGUUCCUUUUACCUUUCCGUUUGUCUGCUCUAUGUUGCUUAUCGUUUCCAUUGUUCUCUUGCUUGGGAUUACUUUAUAAUUAUUUUAUUAAUGAUUAUGGUAUGAUGAUGAGUUGCUACAUUGUAGCCGAUUAUUAAUCAUGUGUAGGAGGUGCUGUGUGUCUCUCGUAACAUACUUGCUAUUCAUCUCUGAGAGAGCGCUCCUGUGAACUCCUCACCCUCCAUAGUAGGGGGGUAGUUUAGUAAUUCAGUGUUGAGCAGACCCCUGUGUCAUGCAGGCAGUUGUCGGAUCUUGUCAUAUGCAUUUUCCUAUAUGUAUUUUUCUAGUUGGAUGUUUCAGUGUAGCUGCCAUAGAAUUAAAAGUUUUUGUUUUCUCUCCCCUAAUUAUAGCUGUUUGAUAACAUGUUUAGCGUUCCCAAGUGUUGCCAGACAAAGGUUAAACUUUUUAAUUUCUGUCUUUGGCACAUAAAGCAAUAAUUUAACUUUUGCCAACUCGCUUAACACCGUAAGAAUCAAUGUUUCCUUCGUUACAAUCUGAUCCCUAAACAACCUUUGUAAGCUCAGAGAAAGCUUCCAUGGGAAUGGUGAAUUCGGAAUGUUUGACCUUUUAUUGUCCUUGAUCUGACCAAAUUAUGGGCAGAAAACUCAGUAUCCAGUAUCUUAGUGGUUCAGGAGUAAAUGCCACAGUACUGAUACAUGAUCCGCUUGGUUUUAUCUAUGCUGGGUAGAACACGGAGCAGCAACAUUUGUUGUCUUUAGAUUGAGAAUGGUGUUUCUGGUGUGUGUGUGGUUAAGGAGCUUCUACACCAUCUAUAAUGAUCAAUAUAUAUAUAUUUUGUGCCCUGGUCAUAUUUUGGCUGUAAGAUGAGUUAUUUAGUAUAUGAAUCAAAACCGAGUGAUUCCGGACAUUAUUUAUUACUCUCCAGUCUUUGUAAAUGAUAAACAUUGCUUAUGCGGUUGCCAUGUUCAUUUUCUCUAGGUAAAUGUGUAUAUAUUGCUUUAUUUCAGGUUAAAGAAAGUAAAGGAAAGGAGAAGUUGGAGCGUCGGCUGUUAGAAGAGCUGUUCAAAAUGUUCAUGGACUCCGACUCUUUCUACUACAGCUCGACCUACGACCUCACCAACUCGGUCCAGAGGCAGAGUAUGGGGGACAAGGGGAAGAUACCACUGUGGCAGAGGGUAAGUGUUCAGGUGUGAUGGAAUAUGAUGUGUUAUGUAGUGCGGCGUGUGACAAGCACAUUGCGACAGAGAAUCAAAAAAGAUGAAUGUUGGCAUCCAAAUUCUUUCCACUCUCUGAAUGUUUUUUUUGUCAAAGGUCUUUGUUUUAGGUUUUUUUUUGAGGUUUGUUCUAAACGUUACAAAGUCUUUUAGUUAAGGCUAUUUCAGGUUUCAAAGUCCAUAGAGGGACACUGUGUGUUCUUUUUACUUGCCACACUAUAACACAUUUACUGCAAUAACUAGAGGAACAAAAAGCGAUUAAAGUGGCGCUGCCCUCAAACUGUCUAUACAUGGUUAUAGACCUUAAGCUGUUAAUAAUUCAGCCUGUUGGGUAGAAAACCCUUAUUUUCGGGUAAGUUAAUCUACAACAGCGGGUACAGAUGACUAGAGAACCCUAUUUUUUCUCAUAUUGUUGAAAAUGGUUAGGCACGAAUUGGACAGGCAGUGCCCAAAGACUCAUUACAUCACUACAAUGAGCUGUAAUUCUACCAUUAUAUGUAGUUAUGUUGUUUAAAGUUCCCAUUAAAAUUCCCACUUCUGUAAGCCAAUCAGAGGCCAGCCAUUUGAGACUAUGGCAGAGUUCAGGUUACAGCAAGGGCUUCAAACAAUGGACUGCAUUUCUUAAUUUCUCUGCCAGCCAUAGGCCAUAGCCUGUCAUUGAAUUCUGGGAUAGAUAUCCAGCAAUAUCUGAAGGGCCAAAUGUGGUCAGCGCUAUUCUAGAGAAUGAAAAAUAAGAAAAGCGUCUGCGUUAAUAAAAUUUAAACAAGGUAGGCAUCGGCCCAACAGAAGGUAACCCUCAAACCCUCUGAGGAGAACAUGGAACACAAAGAAAUACAGGAAAAGGGCUGCGCCAAUAGUGAAAAGGUACAAUCGUUCGUCUGAAUAGGUAGGGCAAUAUAACGUAGUUGGUCUUACUGAUAUGAUGGGACUAAAGUUCUGAUGGAGUAACUGAAGGUAAAGUUCGAUAAUAUUGAGGUCUCACUUCGAAGUAAGUAUCUUUAUAAGGUGCCUGUUUUGGGGUGUAGAGUCCUCAACGUCCCCAGUGGUCCAACCAUCCCGCUUAUAUGCAAGAAAAAAACGAGGAGACCCAAUGGUGCAGUAUAUAAAAACCAACAUGGGUAAAAUAAACAAAUAUGUGCAAUCAACUCACAUUAAGUCCGAUAAUAUUGGUUAGAGCACUAACCCAUUUGAUAAAGCCCUAGUGGUGAAACGCGUUAUGGUUAUUUUGAUUGUGUAUUUUUUAAUAUAAAAGGCUUUUUGGUUACAAUUUUGUGCCAAUCAUCUUUUUAAUACACGUUUUUUAUUUGGAAUUUUUAACCUGGCUUCCUUUUACCUUCAUGUGACUCCAAGUAUAUCCGAGGUGGGGAUCAUACCACCAAUGCUGACGUCACAGUGCAGUUUGCCUGCACUUCACUUGUGAGUACAUUUUUUAUUUAUGUUUACUGCAUAUUUCCCUCUGGAGGACUCCUAUCACAUCCUUUAAAGCGGGGAUUAUACCGCUGUACGCCCUUCACACCAAAGCUGGCUAUAGCUCUUUUAAAUGUGAGUUGAUUGCACAUAUUGGGUCUCCUCGUUUUUUUUCUUGCAUAUAAGCGGGAUGGUUGGACCACUGGGGACGUUGAGGACUCUACACCCAAAAACAGGCACCUUAUAAAGAUACUUACUUCGAAGUGAGACCUCAAUAUUAUCAGACUUUACCUUCAGUUACUCCAUCAGAACUUUAGUCCCAUCAUAUCAGUGAGACCAACUACGUUAUAUUGUCCUACCUAUUCAGACGAACGAUUGUACCUUUUAACUACUGGCGCAGCCCUUUUCCUGUAUUUCUUUGUGUUAGCUAUUCUAGUGAAUGUCUGUUCUGAUAGGGCUGGAUUACCUACCAUCAAUUACUUCCAGAUACCUGGUGUCAAGCUGCUAUAUUGCGUGCAUCACUCUGUGAGAACGAUCAUGUUGUGCUAUAGUGAUAAUGGAUUUAUCCUGUGUUUUGUCCUACUCAGAGCUACAUUGUUGCCAGGUUCUUAGGACAUUUAAUUUUGAUGUUGGAAUACCUCACUAAAGUCUUGACUUAAUUAGUGUCAAAUGAUUUAUCUACAAAAAUUGCCAUAUACUUUAAAGGUGACUUCUAUGCAUUAAUCAUUUGGAAAGAUGACCUUUUGGAUUGUGAUUAUUUGAAAAUCUUAUUCAAAAAUAUUAAAUUAGGGUCUCUGUGUUUGUGUCCCCCUCCCCCACAGGUGGACGACCGAUUCUUUUGGAACAAGCACAUGAUGGAGGAUCUCAUUAAACUUGAGGUGAGCUUAGUGUCUGUCGGGGCAUCAUUAAUGUUGGGUAUUAUUUAAAAUGUCCGAAAUAAUAAUUCUGUGAGAAGAAUAGUUUACCGCUCUGUGAUGAAACUACAUCCCUGGUGCAUCAUUCAUUCGUGUGUUUUCCCCUUGGUAUUAUUAUGUUUCCCCUAGCUUUUCACGUAUUAUGCCCUGUUCCCCGUUUGGGAGCGUUCAUACGAACGGAACCCUUUCGUCUCCCGAACAUGUGUGGGUUCUGGAGGGUGGUGGGGACACUUUUGGGGCACUGGCCAGUUUGGCGGUCUUUCUGUGCCUGGGGGCCAAAGACUAGGUCCCUUUUCCCGCACCAGGGCUCCCAGGCACGGAGGUUCCUGGGAUAAAGACCCCUGUCGCUGGGUGUGGGAGACCCCAUUUGUAUGUGGGGUGGGCUUUCUGUACCUGGGAGACAAAUAGACUAAGUCCCCUUUCCUGUGUGCGUGCUCACAGUUACACAGGAUCCUGGUAGAAACCCCUGGUUGGUUGGGUGGAAGACCCCUUUCACAGGGUUAUGCAUAAAAGCUGUGUGUGGUAUAAUAGUGUUGUUGUACCCUUCAUCUAGUCUCGACUGAUGUUUGAGGUAAGGAUCGACCGUUAUUGAUAUUUUUACAGCCGAUACCGAUAACCUGUGAACUUUCAUGCCGAUAACUUACCGAUAUUCUGUACAUUUACCAUUUUGAAAAAAUAAACUAUUUCUAAAGGUAAAUGCACAAAAUAUACACGUCACAUGUAGUGGAUGCAAUGUGUUUAGACAGGGGAGCUGUGUGUGUUUGUGUAUCGUGUGUUUUAGUGAAUGCAGUGAGUGUGUAGUGUGUUUGUGUAGUGAAUGCAGAGUGUGUGUGUGUGUGUGUGUGUAUAGUGAAUGCAGAGUGUGUGUGUGUGUGUGUGUGUUUGUAUAGUGAAUACAGAGUGUGUGUGUGUGUUUGUAUAGUGAAUGCAGUGUGUGUGUGUGUGUUUGUAUAGUGAAUGCAGAGUGUGUGUGUGUGUUUGUAUAGUGAAUGCAGUGUGUGUGUGUGGGUAUAGUGAAUGCAGAGUGUGUGUGUGGGUAUAGUGAAUGCAGAGUGUGUGUGUGGGUAUAGUGAAUGCAGAGUGUGUGUGUGUAUUUCUGUAGGUAUGUAAUUUGUGUUUAAAUUGGGGGGGUGGGGGCAUUUUUUAAAAAAAAACAACUUUUUUUUUUGUUAUUUUUAAAAAAUAUUUACAUUUGUUUGGUUGUUUUUUUUUUGUUUUUUUUAGUCCCCCCUCCCUGGUUCUUACUUGGCCAGGAAGGGGGGAUAUGGCAUUCCCUGGUGGCAUGGACUGUGCAGUGGGGACAGCAGCAAGCUCUUUCCUUCCCAGCAUGGUAACCCGUGGCAAUGCUCUGACGGCCGCGGGACUCGCGACAUUUACACAGGGGAGCUGCUGGGAAGGUAAGUAAGCGCUAUCUGCGGGCCCUCCCAGGACCGCCGGGUUUGUAAUGGGCCCAGCGGUCCUGGUAUGUAUUAUCGGCAAUAUCGGUAUCUCUAUCAGAUACUGAUAUUGCCGAAAAAAACCUAAUAUCGGCCAGGCUGAUCAUAUCGGCCAGACCGAUAAUCGGUCGAUCCCUAGUUUGAGGAUGUGUUUGCUGAAACAGCGGGAUUUACUUGUAUGCUGCACUUGGGUUCUUGUGAAAUGUACGGCUCAACGCCCGAACUGCGAGCUAUAAUUACUAAGUACCUAACAGUUCGGGAGGAACCACACGAACGGGCAUAUGAAAUACCAGCGUUCGUUACACACUCCAUAUAUACAACGCUGUAAAAUUUCACAACUUAAUUAUGUUGAAUCUCUUUUUUUUUUUUUUGUGUAAAAAGCCUUAACGAUCAGCACUAGACAGAUUUAAUGUGCAGUGGAAAGUCAUGAUAUCAAAUUAUAACAUUUUAUACCAAAAUGUACUUCCCAUUUUCUGCUGUAAAGUGGUAUACAUAGCAUCUCUGAAUGCUUUGUGUAUUCAAUGCUCCCAGAAUGCAAAAUACAAAUAUCCACAUGUAGUAGACAUUUUAAAAACUCUGCAUCAUGUAAAUUCUGAAAAUCCAUUUACUCAAGUCAGUGGAAUGUUACUUAUGCUUUAUCUCCACGAACUUAAGGAUCACUAUAGGGUCAGGAACACAAACAUGUAUUCCUGACCCUAUAGUGUUAACACCACGAUCUUGCCUCUCAUGCCUCUAUAAAUAUAGCAAAAUCUUACUGUAUUCAACUCUGAAGCUGUAACUUUGCAUGCUGUUAGACUCAGAAAAACAAGCAGUGUGCUGACAUCAUCAGAAGUGGUGGCCUGAUCCAAUCACAGUGCUUCCCCAUAGGAUUGGCUGAGACUGACAAAGAGGCAGAUCAGGGGCAGAGCCAGCAUGAUUCAAACACGGCCCUGGCCAAUCAGCAGCCCCUCAUAGACAUUGAAUCAAUGAAUCUCUAUGAGGAAAGUUCAGUGUCUGCAUGCAGAGGGAGGAGAUACUGAAUGUUUGGAUGCAUUUUAGGCAGCCAUGAUCCAGGAAGGAUCUCUAACAGCCAUCUGAGGAGUGGCCAGUGAAGUUAUCACUAGGCUGUAAUUUAAACACUGCAUUUUCUCUGAAAAGACAGUGUUUACAGCAAAAAGCCUGAAGGUAAUGAUUCUACUCAUGAGAACAAAUUCAAUAAGCUGUAGUUGUACUGGUGACUAUAGUGUCCCUUUAAAUUGUGAUGCAAAUGUUAAUAGUGAGACAAAGACUUGUACAAAAAGUCCAUUAUUAGCUCUUAAUUUUUGAAGAAUUUGACAGAAGAGGUGCACGUGUCUAAUGCAUCCCCCAGAUUGUUACAGUUCCUUCCUGCUCAGAACCUUGAUUUUCCUUCAUGACUCAUUUCUGCAGGAUCCGCUCCGGAGUUUCUGGAUCCUGCCGAUCAUUCAGGGGUUUGUGCAGAUUGAAGAACUGGUGGUGAAUUAUAAUGAGUCCUCCGAUGAUGAGAAGAGCAGUCCAGAGACGCCCCUUCAGGAACCAACAUGUGUUGAUGAUGUUCACCCUCGGUUCUUGGUGGCUCUUAUAUCGCGAAGGAGUAGGCAUCGAGCUGGUAGGUCUGCAGCAAUAACCAACAGCUGUCACUUAAAAGGACACUUUAAGCAUAAGAAACAACAACUUUAGCUUAAUGAAGCAGUUUAGGUGUAUAGCUCAUACCUUGCAGUUUCACUGCUCAAAACUCUGCCAUUUUCUCUGCUCAUCCUAACACACUUACUGCUCUGCACCCGCAGCCCCUCCCGCAGCAAUGUGAAGUGUUAAAUAGCCCUUUAUUUACUUACCCGAAUCCCGUGGCGAUGUCCCUCGGUGCUGGGUCGCACACCACCUCCUACUGAUGAGGGGGACCUAAUACGUACACGCGGCGAGCUUAGGGAGCGCAUUAGGUCUCAAUGCUUUCUUAUGGGGGGUUUUCCUUGACACUGGAUGAACAGAGUUAAUGUUCAUAUUUGUUUGUUUCUUUUUUUGGGGUUUUUCACACAGAAACUUCCCUUUCACUGCUAUCAUUGUUAUUCUACGUUUCACUGCACUAAAAAACUCAUAUUUGUGUUCAGUGAAGUCUUACAAGUACAACUGUACCCCUUAUGGACAGGUUUUAUGGGGUUUUGUGGAGUUACAGAGUCAAAUAUAGAGCUUGCAUAUUAACUAAUCUGGACUUUCUCAGGUAGGUCCCUAUAUAAUCAAUAGAAUCUUAAGAUACACUUAGAAUUAAAUGAUAAAUAUAUUCGAAGUGUAUAUUUAUAUAUUAUUUUUACACAAUUAAGUGGUUUUAUUAUUUAUAUGUUGGGGGAUCUGCCAAACUGUCAGUUACACCAUUCUGAGUUGUGAUCGCGAUCACAUGACUCAAAUCGGCAGAAUUGGGAGCAGUGGGACUGCCUGGGUUGUCAGGCACUAUCCCGAAUAUUUUAAGCAUUUAGUCUGGAGGGAGGGCCCGAGUGUUGGGGCAUGCCAUGCCGCCCUAAUGGUGCUAAAGCCCAUCUUUUGUAGGAGGGCAUAGUACGUCCUAACGCUAAAAGGUUCUAGAGCCUGCAGGAGCCUAGUUUGUGUGAUUAAAGCUGAAUUCAGAGAGUAGGAGAUAAAAACUUCUGAAGUGAAAACUCUUUGCUGAUUGAAAAUGAAACUAUAUAUAUAUAUUUAAUUUAUUUUUUAAAUUUUUUAUUAUGUAUGUUUAUUAUGUAUGUUGUGUGAGCAGAAACAAAAGUGAUUUCACUUCUAAAUGGAGAUAUAUAUAAAUAAGGGAUUUAAAGGAACACUAUAGGGUCAGGAACACAACCAUGUAUUCCUGACCCUACAGUGCUUAACCCACCAUUUAGGUGGCUUGCUCCCUUAAAAGCAAUUCAAACUCACCUUAUUUCUAGCGCCGCGCAGGCUCUGCCUCCUUUGUGACUUCAUCAGAAUUGCUGAUUUUUAGCCAACCCACUGCUUUCCAAUGGGGAAAGCAUUGGAUUGGCUAUCUGCAAUGGGGUGGGGUCAAAUACCGUUUUGGCCAAUCCACACUUCCUCAUAGAGAUGCAUGGAAUCAGUGCAUCUCUAUGAGGAAAAAUCAGCAUCCCCAUGCAGAGCGUGGAGACACUCAACAGCAGUGCUGCCUACUGUGUAGCCAGGGUUGCCACCUGCCGGUAUUUGAUGCACUGUGGCUGGUGCCGGUAUUGCAAAAAUUUCGGCACCGGCCACCAGGGUGAGCAGUGCUCUGAGGCCGUACUAAGUACUCUGUGCUUGGCUGUGUGGAGAGUUCUGAGAUGGGAUGUCGCAGCUUGUCCCUGCCCUUUCCACUGAUUCCGCAUGGGAGAAGCAGGAGGAGGAGGUGGAAGCAUGACAGUAGGAGUUGUGUGUGUGUAUAUGCAGCAAUCUGUGUGUGUUCGCUCAGCAAUCUGUGUGUAUUCAGCAGUGUGUGUGUUCAGCGGUCUGUGUGUGUGUGUGCAGCAUUGUCUGUAUGUGUUCAGCGGUCUGUGUGUGUGUGUGUGUGCAGCAUUCUCUGUAGGUAUUCAGCAGUCUGUGGGUGUGUACUUGGCAAUCUGUGUGUAUGUACUCAGACUGCUGAGUACAUACACACGUACUCAGUCAGGGUGUGUGUGUAUGUAUGUGUGUAUGUAUGUGUAUAUAUAUAUAUAUAUAUAUAUAUAUAGUGGAAAAUGUAUUCAUACUUACCUUAAUUUUCUUUUCCUGGCUAUUAUUCAUGGCAGCAUAUACACAUGGGUUAGCUCCUCCCCUACAGCCGAUAGGACAGGAAAACCACCAAGGUUUUAAAAGGAGGCUCCAUCCCUAAGGUCCUCAGUUUACAAGCUCUACAGUACAUAAAUAGAGACAUUAAUGGGUGGGAAGUAUAUGCUGCCAUGAAUAAUAGCCAGGAAAAGAAAAUUACGGUAAGUAUGAAUAAAUUUUCCACUUUCCUGGCUAAUCAUGGCAGCAUAUACACAUCGGGAAUACCCAAGCUUACAAAGGGAGGGACAGAAUAGCCAAUGAAAUUAUCAGAAUAAUUCAACGUAGAUAGAAGAAUUAACUGAGUUAAGUGCUUGAGUACCAAAUUGUGCAUCAUAGACUGUUUUAACGAACAGUAUGACAUGCCAGACAAACGUGUCUAAAGAGGUUCAAAUGCUAGCUUACAAAAAGUGUCAGCAGAAACCAUUGCCAUGGCAACCCAUGAUGCUGCAACAGCAUGAGAGGAGAGUGCCCUGAUACCCUCCAGCACAGGUAGAGAACGGACGUGACGUCCAAAUUGUGCCUCAUUAAUUGCUUCAAUGUUCAAUAUGUAAUGCAGGACAAACUAGUUCAAAGAGGUCCAAAUGCCAACUUUACAAAGUUUCAGCAGAGACCAUUGCCAUGGAAGCCCACGUGAUGCUGUAACAGCACUAGUGGAGAAUGCCCCAAAUCCUUUGCUACAGGUAGAGAAUGGCAUUGAAAGGCUCUCACUUUAGGCACGAUCACUGGUGCUACAUGCAAGAUAACCAUAUCCUGUUGAAAUUCAGUGAAUGGGGGUACACAGGAUCAAGCCUGGAGUUCACCCAUUUCCCUUGCUGGGGUACCAGCCACCAGCACUUUCUGUGCUACCACCAUGGAAGCUCCUUUUAGAGGUUCGAAUAAUGGUUCAGUCAGGGCCCGUGACACCAGUGGUACGUCACAUAUUGGCUACACCACACUCAGUGGAGGCUUGAUUUCAAUCAAUACCUAUAUGAAGCAAAGUGCAGCUAAGUGCACACAUUCACCCUGCUGAGGUACCAGCAACAGCAACGUCUGGGCUAACAUCAUGGAAGCUCCUGCUAGAAGUUCAGUCAGAGUCUGUGAGACCAGUGGUACUUCACAUCUUGGUUUCAACACCCUCAGCGGAGGCUUGAGUUAAAUUGUUGCUUACAUGAAGCAAAGCAUCAGGGGCAUCAACGCUCAAUCGGUACCCUUCAGUACAGGUAGAGAAUGACAUAGAUAAGCAUUCACCAUAGGCAGGAUCUUCAGGUGCCAAAUGCAAGAUGACCAUAUCUGUUGAAAAGUAGUGAAAGGGGGUUCACAGGAUCAAGCCUGGAGUUCACCCAUUCUCCUUGCUGGGGUACCAGCCACCAGCACUUUCUGUGCUACCACCAUGGAAGCUCCUUCUAGAGGUUCGAAUAAUGGUUCAGUCAGGGCCCGUGUGACCAGUGGUACGUCACAUAUUGGCUUCACCACACUCAGUGGAGGCAUGAUUUCAAUCAAUGCCUAUAUGAAGCAAAGUGCAGCUAAGUGCUCCUCUAGAGUGUUAAAACACAGAACCUUUCAAGGCCUGAACGAGGAGUAAUUCCAACAGACAAAAGCAUGUCAAGCUUAGUAAAACCUGUAUAGGAUUGUAAGAGGAUCUCAAUGACCGUCUCAGGGAUGCCUAUACUAAUAUGGACUACCACAUCAACACCAGAAAUUGAGGAUCCUGGUGUGUCAUGGGGCCUUGUAAUAGUUCUGGACGUACAGGAAUUUCCCUUGGAGGUUCCAGAAUCAAUUAUUCAUCAUAGGAAUUAGAGUCGACACAGUCUUCCACUGUGACCUUUUGCAUUGCCUUUUUAAGAAGGUCGAAAACAGGAAAAUAUGUACAUCAGACUAAAAUUCGAAAUUUGAGCCAGUGUAUCCUGAUCCUGAGCAUUCUGGUCCUAGCAUGUAAAAAAUACUUCUGGACCUGUUAGUUCCAAGAAAUGGCCAUCAGAUUUAUGUAGGGUAUCAGACAAUCUGCGUCAACCACAAGGCUACGUCAGGACAUGGUUGCCAAUCCACCUUGUCCACAGUUAUUCGGCUCCAGCAAACAGCCAUGGCAUCCUGAGCCACUGGUUGUUCUUCUGUGCCCUGAUCAUUAUGGGCUGGAAUUCCAUCAAUACAUAUCUGUGAGACCCAUCUUGGUAGAUAUAGGUUACAGUUGCAUUGAUAUUUGAGCAAAUUUGGACCCACUCGUUCUUCAGCAAGCCUCUGAAGUGAAGAAGAGCCUUGAAAAUGACUCUUAAUUCCAUACACAUGAAUGGAAAUAUUGUGCAACAUGGUCCAAACACUGUGCAACUAAUCUUAUAAAAACUGGAAUUCGAGCUAAUAAUUGACCAAUGAGGUUCUGUUCACUGGAAACUCAGAGAUCUAAUCCCUCUUUCAGCUGCCAGGGUAAGGUGCAACUCCACUGAUUGGGACAUAGUAAGUGGCUGGCUCCAAUAAUCUUUCUCUUGUUAGACCAAGAUAGGAAGGAUCUGAAAGGAAUCCAGAGAUGACAAGUCUGCUGGUGGAAGCCAGGAUUCCUAGUAGUUGCAUCUAUUUUCUUGCGGUUACCAAGCAGAAAUGAAGAAACUGGGAGAGAAAACCUUUACAAUCUGUGGAACUGAUCCUGAGAUAGGGAAAAGCAGAGCCUAGAAUUUUCCACUCGGGAAUGUCAACCACUGAGCUGGUCUGAAACUGCUUUUCUUGAUAUUCAUCAGGCAGCCAAACUUUAGGAGUUAUGAAAGAACUAUAUACCUAUGUGUGCCUGCCUUCUGAGGGUCUAAGGCUAUCAGAAGUAGAUUCUCCAGAUAAUGGAACCAGGUGGAGUUCUGGACUCUCAAUAACACUAUAAGCACAAAGAAAGAUUCUUUGGGCCGCAUUGAGGCCAUAUGGUAGGGCACCAACAUGGAAGUUCUCUUCUGAGCUAAUGCCGAAGAUCUCUGCAGAUUGGACUGAAAGUAAGCAUCCUUGAGAUAUAUAGAGGUAAGAAAAUUAUCCUUCCAGAUUGCUUGAGAUAUGGAUCUGAUUGACUUCAUCCUGAAGACUCUAACAUUCAGCCUCUUGUUGGCCCCUCUUAGGUCCAGUGUAGGCUUUCAUGUGCUUUUCCUCUUAGCACCAGAAGAGAGGCGAACCUUGAUCCUGGAACUGCUCUUGUUCUGGGACCUAAAAAAAAAAAUCACCUCUUCGUCCAGAAGGCUUCUUCCUUCAGUGCUUUACCUUUUGAUUCAUUGGUCUUAAUACUCCUGUUGGUAUGGAGACUCCUGUGCCCGUUAAGAAAAAACUCCAGUCUAUAUCAAUCUGGACCAUGGAUAUAACUCAAGCCUCCAGAGUAUGACGAUCCCAGGUUUGUGUGAUCAGAAAAAUGAGGCUCCUAGUACUGGAGGAGAUAUGUUUAUUGCUGAAGAGCAAAACGACUGCGUUAUAGCUCCAUUAGAACCUUGAAAGGCAGGGCCAGUAGCUCCAUGUAUCUCAGAAAUACUGGUCACUGGAGGUUCUCCGGUCAGACUAUGAGGAGUUGGGAUCCUUGGAACUUCCAUCCUAAGGUACUAAUAUCUUGCAGCCCUCAUUCGCCUUUUCAAUGGAAUUAUCCAAAAUUUUCCCAAACAGCAACACCCCUUCAAAUAGAAUGGUGUAGAGGGCAGACUUGGAGGAUGAGUCAUCAUCCCAGAAACAGAACCAUAAUGCUUUCUUAGCUGCUAUAGAUAAAGCCAUUUGAUCCAGAGAAUAUCCUAGUUACAUCUAGGGAAGUUUCUGUGAAGAAGUCAGAUGUAACCUGAAGACUUCAGACUGCCUCUUCAAUCUUGGCUUUUAAUAUCUCUCUCCAUAGUAGCCUUUAGAUCUUUAAUCACAUAUUUCAUGUUUGUAGAAACAGCAGCGGAAGUCACAGCUGGCUGGCCUCCUGCAAUGGUAGGCGUAACAUUUUGGACAGGUCUGAUCCAUAAGUUUGCCACUUAGGUGGUGUAGUUCUGGGGUUGGAAAUAACGUCCUCCACAGGGUAAAGCCUGGCCUCUUUUCUUACCCCUAAGGCCUCUGGAACUUACUUUGUAAGCCCUGCCCGCAUGUCAUGUGGCUGCACAGUGAUAGGUCAUGCUGAAGCGACAACCUUCUGGAGGAAGUCAGUGCAUAACCGAUUCCUUCCACAGUUUUUUCCUCAUAACCAGAUCGUGGUGAAGAAUCAGACACCUGACAAAUAAUAAUAACUAAAUAUUACCUGUGGUAAAGUAUUAAGAAAAAAUGUGCACUGUUAAAUUCUAUAAGAAACCAGCGAAAUAGCUUUAAAACAGGCUAAAGACAGCACUUAUCCAUGUCUGGAGACCCUGCAAAUACUUACCCAAUUAGUGUAUGUUUACUGUAAUUUUCCCCUUUAUUUUAGGUACUUUCUGGCAAUUGCCCUUAUCCCAGAUGGCUGCCACAACUUGUAUUCCCACAAUGCAGGUUAUCUGUAUUAGGCCCAAUAAGGCACAAACUGCACACAUGUGGGCCUAUUCCGAGUGUGUUUGCUGUUUAGAGACCAGGGAGAGGACCCUGUCUGAAGCCUACAUGGCCCCUAAACACCCAGUGACCGGGAAUAAAUCACUGGGACCAAGGGGGAAGCAAAAUAGAGAACAAAAGUGCCUACAAGGAAGUAUAAAAGGCAACCAUGGGCAAAAAGUCAAAGUUUAAAGGCACCACAGUCUAAAGGCCUCAAGGUAUAAAAGGUAACACAGUUUCCAAAAUGUAUCACAGUAUUUAAAAUAUAUUAGUUUUCCAAAUGUACUGCGGUUUCCAAUGACUUGCGGUAUUACAUGCAACAGUAUUAAAUGCAAAUUUAAAUGAAACUGUUUUAAAUGCAACACAGCUUAAAUGCUUCCUAUCAAAAGCACAACCGCAUAAUGUACCACAAUCUUAAAAAUAAGGUACAGCUGUAUAAUGCACUAGUUUAAAGAUAUCAAAGCUUAAAUGCAUCACAGCAUAAAAGCACAACUGCAUAAUGAACUAUAGUAAAACAGCAAAUAAAGUAAUGAAGAUAAAACAACAUACAUGUCCGUAAGUAAAGGGAGCAAAUUGCUCACGUCCUAAGGGCUGUAGGACAGGAAAAAGACUGAGGACCUUAGGGAUGGAGCCUCCUUUUAAAAUCUUGGUGGUUUUCCUGUCCUAUCGGCUGUAGGGGAGGAGCUAACCCUUGUGUAUAUGCUGCCAUGAUUAGCCAGGAAAUAUAUAUAUCUAUAAAUAAAAUACAAAUAACCGCAAAUAUAUAUAAUUACAUAAAUAACUACAUAAGUGUACACGUAGACUUUAAAUACAUAUAUAUGUAUAUAUAUUAAAAUUCGACGUGUAUAUUUAAGUAAUAUUUUAAUAAUAAUGUGAUUUCAUUAAUUAAAAUUUGAUUGACAUGCCUGACAACCCAGGCAGAAAGUGCAGAGAAUUUGAAUUGCAAGCACUCUAUUUAACCCUGUAACUUUCCAAGACACCAUAAAACCUGUAUAUGGGGGGUACUGUUUUACUCGGGAGACGUCGCUGAACACAAACAUUAGUGUUUCAAAAUGGUAACUUGUAUUACAACAAUGAUAUUUUUAGUAAAAGUUAAGUUUUUUGCAUUUUUCACACACGAACGGCACUUUUACUGACAAUAUUAUUGUUGUAAUAUGUUUUACUGUUUUAAAACACUUAUUUUUGUGUUCAGCGAAGUCUCCCAAGUAUAAAAGUACCCCCUAUGUACAGUUUUUAUGGUGUUUUGGAAAGUGAAAGAGUCAAAUAUAAGGCUUGCAUUUCAUUUUUUUCACAUUGAAAUUUGCCAGAUUGGUUAUGUUGCCUUUGAGAGCGUAUGGUAGCCCAGGAAUGAGAAUUACCCCCAUGAUUGCAUACCAUUUGCAAAACUAGACAACCCAAGGUAUUGCAAGUGGGGUAUGUCCAGUCAUUUUUAGUAGCCACUUAGUCACAAACACUGGCCAAAUAUUUGUUUUUUGCUUUUUUUCACACAAAAACAAAUAUGAAUGCUAAAGAUGGGAAGAAAAAAAAGGAUUUAAGGGCUGCGCUAUUGUACAGAGAACAGUACCAUAAAAUAGAAACCAAUUGGUUGAAGUGUAUAAUCAGCAAGUAAUAAAACCUGGGUAUAAUAGUCUCUAUUGCAAUUAUAUAAAAAUAAUGAAUAAAACAGAGUCCAUCCAGAUGUUCAAUAAAAAUCAAAUGAUAAGAAAAAUGUUGAAUAAAAUCAAUAAAAACAGUCUCACUGAUAUAUGGAUAGGGUAUGUGUACAAUCCUCAGGAGUUGAUCCGUCCGGGUUGUAGAUAAUCCAUAUAUGUGGAGAUAAAAGAAAACACAAAAAACUGCCAAUGGUGAAAUAUUGUAGCUCAAAGGGUAAAAAUAAGUAAAAAGGAGGAUUGUGCACUCACAUUUGAUGGAGCUAGGGCCAGCUCUGGGGUGAAGCGCACUUAGUGGUAUAAUCCCCACUACAGGAUGCACUGGAAGGGUAGGUCCGUCCGUCCGGCUUGGGUUCCACCGUAUUCCACAAGGUAUAAGAAACAGCAAAUAGUGCUCUCAGUAGGAACAUUAAAAUAAAUAAAAUAGCAUAAAAUAUACUCACAAGAGUAGAGCAGAAAAUACUGCUCUAUUGCCACAAUGCUUUCCUAUGGAUGCUGGCGUGCUCUCACUGUGAAAAUCACAGUGAGAAGCACGCAAGCGCCUCUAGUGGCUGUCAAUGAGACAGCCACUAGAGGAAAUAGUGCUAUGUUUAUGCCUAGAGUGUGGGUGCCUAGAGUGGUCCUUUAAGCGCAGACUCUUCCCCUCUGUUUUUAAAUUACGCCAGUGUUUGUGACUAAAUGGCUACUACAAAAGACUGGACAUAGCCCACUUGCAAUACCUUGAGUAGUCUACUUUUGCAAAUGGUAUGCCAUCAUGUGGGUAAUUCUCAUGUUUGGGGGAAGGGAUACCUACACUCUGGGGAUUGCUAUAAUCACUUACUCCCCAGAGGAAGCUCUUGCAAUAGCUUGAUUUGUUCCUGUUCCUGCUCUCUGGGGAAAGAGAGGUUCACCCACUAAAGCUGGAUCCUGGCCUUGGGUCCAGGGUGGGUGGAAACAGCAGAGACCCCGGCGCAGUUACAGGUAUCUACUGCCACCUAAACGGAUUGUCUAAAAUUCUUUAAAAAUACUUCCAGGUACGUACACCUGCUCACAGUAUAUCCAAAUAUGAUCCCCAAAUAAUAGAUAAGUACUGGCAGAUAGGGUCAUAGGGGCCAAUAGCUGUUAUAUCCCCCUCUCUGCAUUAUGCUUCGGAUUAGCGGGGGUAAGUGGCCCGAAGAAGUCCGUGACUUAGAAGGCUUUUUUACAACCUCUGCUCUCUUUGAGAUCUACCCUAUUGUAGCGGCUGCUGUGGCAUGGGGACACCAAUGGUCAGGCUUGUCUGUUCGUUGCCACUCAGAUAAUCAAGCCACAUGUCACAUAAUCAACAAAGGCCGUUCAUCAUCCCUUACAAUCAUGAGGUUUCUUAGGAAACUCACGUGGUUGGCAGCAUGUCAUAACUUCUACUUGGUUUGCUUUCAUGUACCAGGUAUUAGUAAUAUAGCAGCUGACAGCCAGUCUCGUUUUAAUUUUCAGGCUUUUUCGACAAGCACACCCGUCAGCCGCUCAAGCAGCCACAGUCGCCCCUCCGUUCACACAACUAAUCAUGGACUAGAUAUAAUCAUGCAACAUAGUAGGGAUCUAGCCAAUUAAGCACUAUCGCACAACACUCACACUACAUAUAACAGAGCCUUUACACUAUUCAACAGAUUUCUCGCCGAUCACGACAUAUCACAACCAUCUAUUAUAGCUUUCACUUCCUUUUGCCACCUUAAAUUACACUUAUCGUAUAACACAAUUAAGUUAUAUCUUACAGGCAUACAACAUCACAUGCUAACCCUAAGACCUAACACACAUAGCUUCAUGUCGUCAUACCAGGUAAAGAAUAUACUCUGAGGUAUCCAAAAAUCCGUACCUCCACGGAGACGUCAAAUUCCCUACCCUGCUACAGCAAGGAAAGCUGAGUUAUUUAAACUCCUAAACACGACAACAAACAAUACGGAAGCAGGAGAAGGCCCCAGCAGCACCAAUUCAGGGGACAUCCAGGCUAUGCUGGCCUCACUCAUGAGCUCCAUGGGCAAGGUCAACGACAGACUGGCUAACCUCGAGGUGGUGACCACAGCCCUCACCAAGGCAGGCCUUCCCGACCCCGUACAACCGACAGCAGUCUGUGUGUGUACAGCAGUCUGUCUGUAUAUCUCUGUUAUAAAUGGUAUGUACACACAUUGUUAUAUACUAUAUAUACACACAAUAACACACACAGACAUUGUAGAAACACAUUCAAAGUUACAGACAAUGACGCACUACUACACACACACACAGACAGUACAUACACACACUUACAAUGCUAUACACACAAAGUACAAACAUUGUAAGUAGUUUAUUAGUAAAUUUUGGUAUUUUCUACUUCCAAAUGUUCUCAUUCAUUUAUGUACGUCGUGCCCUGUGAUGUAACGCAUAUAUAAUUAUUUAUGCAAAUUAGAAUGGCCGAUAUUUGUUUCCAAAAUAGAUGGCAACCCUAUGUGCAGCCCUGAGCCAGGAAACCCCUCCAGUGGCCAUCUGAGGAGUGGUCACUUGGUGUCCCUAGGGGCAAUGUAAGUCUUUGCACAAAAAGGCCUACUCACCAGAACAACUACAUUAAGCUGUAUAUCAUACAUUAAGCUGUAUAUCGUACAUUAAGCUGUAUACCGUACAUUAAGCUGUAUACUGUACAUUAAGCUGUAUAUCGUACAUUAAGCUGUAUACUAUACAUUAAGCUGUAUACCGUACAUUAAGCUGUAUAUCGUACAUUAAGCUGUAUAGCUGUAUAUUAUACAUUAAGCUGUAUACUGUACAUUAAGCUGUAUACUGUACAUUAAGCUGUAUAUCGUACAUUAAGCUGUAUACUGUACAUUAAGCUGUAUACUGUACAUGAAGCUGCAUAUUAUACAUUAAGCUGCAUACCGUACAUUAAUCUGCAUAUUAUACAUUAAGCUGUAUACCGUACAUGAAGCUGCAUAUUAUACAUUAAGCUGUAUAUUAUACAUUAAGCUGUAUACCGUACAUUAAGCUGUAUACCGUACAUUAAGCUGCAUAUUAUACAUUAAGCUGUAUACCGUACAUUAAGCUGUAUACCGUACAUUAAGCUGCAUAUUAUACAUUAAGCUGUAUACCGUACAUUAAGCUGUAUACCGUACAUUAAGCUGCAUAUUAUACAUUAAGCUGUAUACCGUACAUUAAGCUGCAUAUUAUACAUUAAGCUGUAUACCGUACAUUAAGCUGUAUACCGUACAUUAAGCUGCAUUUUAUACAUUAAGCUGUAUACCGUACAUUAAGCUGUAUACCGUACAUUAAGCUGCAUACCGUACAUUAAGCUGUAUACCGUACAUUAAGCUGCAUAUUAUACAUUAAGCUGUAUACCGUACAUGAAGCUGCAUAUUAUACAUGAAGCUGCAUACCGUACAUUAAGCUGCAUAUUAUACAUUAAGCUGUAUACCGUACAUGAAGCUGCAUACCGUACAUUAAGCUGCAUAUUAUACAUUAAGCUGCAUACCGUACAUUAAGCUGCAUAUUAUACAUUAAGCUGUAUACCGUACAUUAAGUUGCAUACUGUACAUUAAGCUGCAUAUUGUACAUUAAGCUGUAUACCGUACAUGAAGCUGCAUAUUAUACAUUAAGCUGUAUACCGUACAUUAAGUUGCAUACUGUACAUUAAGCUGCAUAUUGUACAUUAAGCUGUAUACCGUACAUUAAGCUGCAUAUUAUACAUAUAUGAAGCUGUAUACCGUACAUUAAGCUGUAUAUUAUACAUUAAGCUGUAUACCGUACAUUAAGUUGCAUACUGUACAUUAAGCUGUAUACCGUACAUGAAGUUGCAUACUGUACAUUAAGCUGCAUAUUAUACAUUAAGCUGUAUACCGUACAUUAAGUUGCAUACUGUACAUUAAGCUGCAUAUUGUACAUUAAGCUGCAUACCGUACAUUAAGCUGCAUAUUAUACAUUAAGCUGUAUACCGUACAUUAAGUUGCAUACUGUACAUGAAGCUGUAUACCGUACAUGAAGCUGUAUAUUAUACAUGAAGCUGCAUACCGUACAUGAAGCUGCAUACCGUACAUGAAGCUGCAUACCGUACAUGAAGCUGUAUAUUAUACAUGAAGCUGUAUAUUAUACAUUAAGCUGUAUACCGUACAUGAAGCUGCAUACCGUACAUGAAGCUGCAUACCGUACAUGAAGCUGCAUGCCGUACAUGAAGCUGCAUGCCGUACAUUAGCUGCAUGCCGUACAUUAAGCUGUAGUUGUUCUGGUGACUAUAGUGUCCCUUUAACUCCUAACUGGAGAGAUGUUGUCCAGUGAUACUAUUUCACACAGUACAUGUUAUUGCAGCUAAAUUAGAUUGUAACCAUUUUAUUACUUAUGUACGUAUUUUAUUUUAUCUUUAUUUUUUUUGAGAAGGAAACAAUACAACUUAAAUAAUAAGCAAAGUCAGGAGAAAACUAAAUCCAAAAAUGGGCAAAUUCUAUAUACUAUGAUUCUAUGUUAAAUCGAGGUAAUUCUAAAGGAAAGGAAGAGAUUGUUUCUUUUUUAGGUGAAGGUUUGUGUGCUUAUGUUACCAUAUGUCUCUCUAUGGUUGUUCGAUCCUUCCUGGUAGUAAUGUCUUGUAUUUGUGAUUGUAAUAGCUUGGAUUUUGGCCUCCGUGAGGUUUCACUGUGAUCUGUACAGCAGGAGGGCUCAUACAUGCUUUGUUUUACUGACCGUCAUAAUAUUUAGAUUUGAGGAAUUCCUGUUUGGCGUCUGUGCCGUUUUAGGUACCGAGUAUAACAAACACGUUUUCGGUCUGCAUCCUGUUCCUGGUGACAGAUUAUAAUGACAAGAAACUGAGCUCACUGCAACCUGCUUUUACUAAUUUUUAUAGAAAAAAAAACGAACAAACAUUUUUAUACUCUAUGGAUUAACACGGAUUUUAUACAAGAGAAGAUAAGUCAUGGAAACGAAUGUGCUGUUAAAUUAAUCAAAUUAAAAAUAGUGUCGCGCUUAUAUUUACCUUACUAAUAAUGUAAGGUAUCAAUUGCCUUGUGUCAAAUUGUAUGUGAAACUAAAAGUACAAAUACAAGAAUGUCUUCUGUACAACACACCCUAAUCACAGUGUACUUUUAUUUUUUAUUUUAUCUUAUUUAUUAUAUUUAUUUAGAUAUAAUUUGACACAAGGCAAUUGAAAAUCUAUAUAAUUAGGGUAAUUCAAUAUAAGUGCUCCAAUUUUUUAACUUUUGAUAAUGUAUACUUACUGGGUGGAGUAUAUAGGGAGAAAGUUCACAUUGUUGAAGCUGCUGUUUGAAAAUUACAUUCGUUAAAAAUAACCCCCCCCCAAAAAAAAACCCACCCACCAUUUACACAACUAACGUGCUGUUACUGGUGUCUACCAUCUUUUUUUUCAUAGUGAUAGUCAAAGCUUUUUAGUCAUUGUAUUUCAAACACUGUGUAAUGAAGUACUGAGUAAAUGCUACAAGUGGCUCUCUCACGCUCUUGGCUCUUUGUGUAUUAUGGGGGCUACUCUGUUUGUUUGUUGUGUGGUGGCCGCAGGGCACAUGGGGAGGUGAGUUUUACUUGGCUGAACCUAUUCAUCAUGGUCUUCCUGCUAGCACUCUCCAUCUGCUGUACUUAGUCUGUCAGGAGUCCACGUCAGUGCUGUAAUCUCAUGCAUGCGCCACAGUACAACUCAGAGAUCCAUGGAGAAUCCAGCAAGCCAAUGCUAUUUCCCUACAGCCAUUACUAGUGACAAGUGGGAAAAAUUACAAAACUUGAUGGCGUUAGCUCCUGCUUUUGUCAAUCGUAGGUAGUAUACCAAGACAAAGGAAUCCCUACUUUACAUUCGUAUAUGUGUUUAUUGUGUCUAUAGGAAGCGCUGAUGUGUUUAUACCUUAUAUGUAAAACUUAAUAUGUCCACUUACUUGGGAAAUCCUUCCUCCUUGGACUCUCUGCAGUGCAAAGUUAAAUAGGAUCCUGAAAUUAGGCAUCUGUGACAGGGAGGGCACAAAAGGAGUAAGUGGGUAAGUGUUAAUCUCAUAAGAGCAGGCAUAAGGCCGCUAGAGUAGGACCUGCCAAGAAUGGGGUACCUUGACGUUGUGUCAGGCUUAUGCAAUGUAUGAUCCUAUACCGUAACUAAACCCCAAUAUUUUUGCUGUGUGUGUAGAACACUCACAUUAAAUGUUGUUUGAGUAUAACUGUCUUUAUUUUUCUUCAGGGAUGAGGUACAAGCGGAGAGGUGUGGACAAAACUGGACAAGUUGCAAACUAUGUGGAGACGGAGCAGUUAAUCCACGUCCACAAUCACUCACUGUCCUUUGUCCAGACCCGAGGUUCUGUACCGGUAUUCUGGAGUCAGGCAGGGUAUAGGUACAACCCCAGACCACGGCUAGAUAAAGGUAAGUCCAGAAUGGAUUAGAUCUGAAAUUCUUGUCAUCAAUCACUUUCGCUUUGUAUUUGCGCCAUGGUCAUUUAAUAUCAGUGUUCGAGGGCUCUGAUUUAAUGUUACCUUGUGUUAUUCUCAAACCAGUCAAAGGAUUGGCUUGUUCUUUGUAUCAUUUUGUUAGUAAUACGGGAUUCUACACAACUAUUAUCAUUGGCUUCCAGCUGUCCAUGAAUACCUGAUAACUGAUAAUACAUUUAUUCAGUUGUUUGAAUAAACAACUGAUUUAUAUAGCACGUUACUCCAUAAAUCCUUGCUUCGGGAGCUCCAGAUCAAUAUCGAGCUAUUAUACAUUGUUCUAGAUCAGUAUGAAUAGAGACUUGUUUCGCACUUUGUUCCAUUUUGUUUUACCUACAGAUGCAGAGAAAUCUAGCACUCAUUUAUAGUUUUAACAUAAUUGACCCAGUCUAGAGACGCUUUUAUUUAAUUUACCUGUUGGAGUUCUAGAGCAGAGCUCUGCUGUAUCGCCUCUUUAUUAAUCUUCCUUUCAGUUCUGAUGAUUGCUAUCUCUGCUGUCCUUUGUUCUGGUUGUUGAUUUUCUUGCUCCUGUUUUUAGUUUAUGGUUUAUUUCCCCUGGUGUUUUGCCGUUAUUCUACAUUUUGUCCAUUCAUCAGAAACCUGUUAAUGAAACCUAAAAUCAUUCUAGUUCAUUUACCAUGGUUUGCUGGUUCCUGUAGGUGAGAAAGAAACCAGCCAGUAUUUCUGUCUACAUUUUAACCAAGAGCUGGACAUCUACAAGAAGCAGGUACUGUUGUCAUAAUCCCCUGCUUGAUAUUCUCCCCAUGGCCUGACUUCAUCCUGACUUUUCCUGUCACUAUUAUUGAGGUUGUUUUGUUUAUAUUUUAGGUUCUUAUAAACUUGGUGGACCAAGUAGGCAGAGAGAAGAUCAUCGGCGAUGCCUAUCUCAAACAAGUUCUCAUGUUUAACAAUCCCAACCUUACGUAUGUCACCUUCGACUUUCACGAACACUGGUGAGAAUAUUUACUGGUACCUGCUUCACAGAAAUCUAUCGUAUCAAACACACCCAGUAUAUCGAAUGUAUCCACCCAGGGAAAGGUAUCGGUGCAGAGCUUAUUACUUAUUAUGUAACUAGUGAAUAAACCGUUCAUUCGUGUAAAUUCACACAAACAUCUUCCCAUGUUUUUAAUGGGGAAUAAGUUAUUAAAACUUGAUUACUAGUUGUGUUUUUUAAAUACGGCCAUGCUAUUCUGCUCCUUUCUUCCACCUGAAUAAUUGUUGUUUAUUUCCAUUGGCAUCUGAGUUUUGUAAGCGUGUUAUUUGCCUUCUCACACAGCCGAGGGAUGAAGUUUGAGAAUGUUCAGACUCUGACUGAUGCGAUUAGCGAUAUCAUCUUGGAUAUGAAGUGGGGCUGGUGAGUACAAGUUCCUGCCUGUUUGGAACAGUUUAGAUCCUGGAUUUCCUAGAGUCCUUAAGUGGUGUGGGUGCUUUACUUUUGAUAGGGUGGACCAGGCCGGGGUGAUCUGCAAACAAGAAGGGAUAUUCAGAGUAAACUGCAUGGAUUGCCUUGAUCGUACCAACGUUGUACAAGCCGCCAUUGCACGCGUGGUGAUGGAACUUCAGGUAAAGAGCCCAUAAUGUUAUGUAAUGAAUACCCACCUAUACCUAUACCUGCAUUGGCUCUGUGUUAUUGGAAGAAAAAUAAUCAGAAUUGCAAGUUAGUUACAUGAUUACAAUUGUCAUGUGCAACAACGUCUGUCUAUUAACAGAUAGUAAAGUUGUAACAUAAAAAAAACCUUGGUCAUUCCACAUGUUGUGGACUACAUCCCCCAUAAUGCUUUUAAAUCUAUACUGGCAAAGCAUCAGGGAAGAUGUAGUCCACCACAUCUGGAAUACUGAUGGUUGCCUUCCCCUGCUUUAAAUGGUCACAGUGUAGCAGGAGGGAAGAUUUCAUGUUGUGUAAUGAAGCCAUUACGAACUAGUUUUGUCCUACGUAAUCCCUGAUGAUCUCUAUUACCGGACUAAUGCUAAAAGCAUAAGAGGUGGUAGCUCUUCAAUGCCAGAUUGUUGUCCUCAUUAGGUUAAAGAUUAUUAUUACUAUUAUUUUCCACAUUAAGCAAGUCUCCGUGCUUUAAUACAUGGCUGAUAUAAUGAAUACCCAAGAAAGUGGUGCUCAUUGGCUGAAGCUGUGAAUGUCUCUUUCCAGUUUUUAUAUAUUAAUUACCUCUCGUUCACACAAUGACACUGCUCUCUGUUCCCAGCUCAAGAAAUUAGGUGUGAUGCCCCCGGAGCAACUGCUCCCGAUGAAAUGUUACCGUCUGUACCAGAUCAUGUGGGCAAACAACGGCGAUGCAAUCAGCAGGCAGUAUGCGGGAACCGCUGCACUCAAGGUACCUCAUACUUAUUGCACAAGAACUUGUAUUCAUAGGGCUGGAGGAUGGAAGCAAACUCUGUACAUCAUGGUACCGUAUACUGACCCACAAUGCAUUGCAAUCUGUACAUCAUGGUACCAUAUACUGACCCACAAUGCAUUGCAAUCUGUACAUCAUGGUACCGUAUACUGACCCACAAUGCAUUGCAAUCUGUACAUAAUGGUACCGUAUACUGAUCCACAAUGCAUUGCACUCUCUACAUCAUGGCACCGUAUACUGACCCACAAUGCAUUGCAAUCUGUACAUCAUGGUACCGUAUACUGACCCACAAUGCAUUGCAAUCUGUACAUCAUGGUACCGUAUACUGACCCACAAUGCAUUGCAAUCUGUACAUCAUGGUACCGCAUACUGAUCCACAAUGCAUUGCACUCUCUACAUCAUGGUACCGUAUACUGACCCACAAUGCAUUGCAAUCUGUACAUCAUGGUUACCGUAUACUGACCCACAAUGCAUUGCACUCUGUACAUCAUGGUUACCGUAUACUGACCCACAAUGCAUUGCAAUCUGUACAUCAUGGUACCGUAUACUGACCCACAAUGCAUUGCACGCUGUACAUCAUGGUACCGUAUACUGACCCACAAUGCAUUGCACGCUGUACAUCAUGGUACCGUAUACUGACCCACAAUGCAUUGCACGCUGUACAUCAUGGUACCGUAUACUGACCCACAAUGCAUUGCAAUCUGUACAUCAUGGUACCGUAUACUGACCCACAAUGCAUUGCACGCUGUACAUCAUGGUUACCGUAUACUGACCACAAUGCAUUGCACUCUGUACAUCAUGGUACCGUAUACUGACCCACAAUGCAUUGCACGCUGUACAUCAUGGUACCGUAUACUGACCCACAAUGCAUUGCAAGCUGUACAUCAAGGUACCGUAUACUGACCCACAAUGCAUUGCACGCUGUACAUCAUGGUUACCGUAUACUGACCCACAAUGCAUUGCACUCUAUACAUCAUGGUACCGUAUACUGACCCACAAUGUAUUGCACGCUGUACAUCAUGGUUACUCUAUACUGACCCACAAUGCAUUGCACGCUGUACAUCUUGGUACCGUAUACUGACCCACAGUGCAUUGCACUCUGUACAUCAUGGUACUGUAUACUGACCCACAAUGCAUUGCACUCUGUACAUCAUGGUACCUUAUACUGACCCACAAUGCAUUGGACUCUGUACAUCAUGGUACCGUAUACUGACCCACAAUGCAUUGCAAUCUGUACAUCAUGGUACCGUAUACUGACCCACAAUGCAUUGCAAUCUGUACAUCAUGGUACCGUAUACUGAUCCACAAUGCAUUGCACUCUCUACAUCAUGGUACCGUAUACUGACCCACAAUGCAUUGCAAUCUGUACAUCAUGGUUACCGUAUACUGACCCACAAUGCAUUGCACUCUGUACAUCAUGGUACCUUAUACUGACCCACAAUGCAUUGGACUCUGUACAUCAUGGUACCGUAUACUGACCCACAAUGCAUUGCACUGUGUUACAGAUAGCGAUCUCACUCUGCAGCAGGAGUUUAUUAAUCAUAUUUAUCUUUUUAAUAGAACACUUGUCUAGAAUUUUCCCCUUUCUGUUGGUUUGAAUACAGAUUUGCAUUACUAUUGAACCCUAAAUUACAGGACUCUGGCAUGCCAGAAAUGAGAAGUCAUGUUGUAAUUUGUUUUUUAUAUUUUUCAUAAACCACUUACUAUUUUUGUCAGGUGUGAAAUCUCCCAGAUAGUGAUGUGUGAAAUGAUGAUCAGUUUCCUAUUUUGGGUGAAAUGUGUGCAGUAGAUUCACACUCCCACGCUGUAACGGCUAAGAGCAGAAUCUGACAGCUUGCAAAAACAUGUCCAAUCGAUCUCCUCGCUGUGUCACAGAAUGUCACUGCGCUUUCAUAUCUGCCAAUUGAAAUACGGUUGUAGCGGAGGUCCCUGUACCCCAGCUGGGUACCUCCACCAAAGGGCUGCUUCCUACCUGGAACCGGGAAACGGAUAGGGGAACUAGCUCUUAGUCCUUACAAGGACUUUCCCCGCUGUAUCCCCUGCAAGCUGAAACAGCAGACACAGGGGUUAAAUCUCCCUUCCCUGCAGUAACCAGAGGAGACACAGUUCUGGAGGUAAAAUACUCUGACAAUCUUUAUUUGGAACACACAGCUUUUAUGCACAGACCCCCACAGGGGGUCUCCAUUCAGUACAACACAAUCCCAGGCAAAAGGGGUCUGGGUUACAGAUAGCCAUCUCCCGCUCUGGGAGAUACCACCAGUAAAACACUACAUUUAUGGGGGAACACUUAGGGGCUUGGCGCCCCGUGGUAUCACUGGAUAGCCCCGGGUCCCAUCUAGGAUCCCUGUAAAUAGUGGGGCUAUCUGAUGUACAGAGCCCGAGAAAUCAUCUAAAGUCUGGGGCUCGAGGCUCUUUACAUCCCAGAAAUAAGUUCAAUGGAGUUGCUUGGUUUAGUCCGGUGAAUUCAAACUUCACGCCUAAACCAAGCAACAGCCAAUCAGCUGAAAUCAAUCAGUGCUCAGGGAGGAGAGGGAUUUCGUCGCCUAAUCAGGAGAAAGGGCGUGAAACCUCAUUUUAAUAAAGGGUGCUCCUGGAGGGGCGGGGCCUGACCGCAGAGCCGAGUGGUUGACCGUCUCCAAAGCUCCUGCAAAAAACGCAUAGAAAACCACCUUUCCCGACCCAAACGGCGACAAAUCAGGCCACAAAGGCCAGCAAAUGAAAGGGGACACUAAGCAGAGCACUAAUAUACCCCUCAAUCGACAAAAUGAGCAGUACCUAUCAGACAAGCAUCUGAAGCCUAAUCGAAAGGCGGGCGUGGGAGGGACGGCCGCUCUCCCCCCGCCACAACUAGAUGCCUCUGUAAAGAAGGGCCCUAGUUCCUCCCCCCUCCCCCCAUCACCCCCCUGGACCGGAGGGGGUCAUCCCGGUCCACCAGCCCACGGAGAGCACUCACCUCUGGGACACUCGUAAGCGCAACUCCGACCAAACGGCCCCACAAGACCAAGCCAAGAUGGCCGACGGCAGGGCCGCGAAUCCGGCGCAACAGACUGCUGAUGAAUGGGCAGCGGCCUACCGGGCUAAAUUUGACGCCAGAUGCUGGAAAUAUGCUGGAAAUUUUCGGAGCGAGAGGAACCUACCUCCUGCUCCGAUACCAGCUACAAAGGCGGCCGAUCAAAGCAACAACACCACCGGAGCGGUUAACCGGCACUACGACUCGGUGGAAGAAGCAACAAAGGGACAUUAACCGCCCAAAGCAGACAAGCAGAGCCCAAGCAGUGUUGCCAAAGCCACACAAGAGAGGCUCACACAUACCCCCCUCAACCCGAAAGAGUCAACAAAGCCCAAAACGAGUAAGACACAGAGACGAAGGCCUACAGACAUCACCCGAACAUUGCACCACCAGUCCCAUCACAACAGGCCUGAGGGGCAGAGGUUUACAGCCACCCACCACGCAUCCAGCCAACAAUAGCUCCUCGCUACAGCCCGGACCAGAGACACCACAGUUAAAUACAACCCGCAUGUACAAGGCACCUGCAGUGCCAGGAAAACGGUUUGUCCCUUUAAUGAUUUCCCUUGCGGUAUCACAACGUUCUAAUGAGCGUUCUAAAUGGGAAAUCAGGGUGGUCCCCGCUCAGGAGACGAACAGGUUCCAUUCGUCUGAGCUCUCCCGACCGUGGAACAGGCAAAACACACUAAAUAAAUACCCAAUACAUGGGGAAACACACGAAUAAGCAGUGGGCAGGAUACUUAGUGAAGGUGGUCCAUCACAACGGUCUUAACCCUUAAAGGGACACUGUAGGUCUGGGUGCAAACUCCCAUCACCUUCAACCCUCCAGUGAUAAUUAUUUUAGUUUUUAUAAACUGCAAUAAUUACCUCUGAGGGUUAACUCCUCUUCUAGUGGCUGUUUCCCAGACAGCCACUAGAGGGACUUCCGGAAUUGAAACCGACUUUUGGUCCGUUAAUCUGAUGCUGGACGUCCUCGCACUCUGCAUGAGGACUUCUAGCGUCAGAUUUUCCCCAUAGGAAAGCAUUAUAUAAUGCUUUCCUAUGGGGACAUCGUAAUGCAAAUGCGGCCAUUGCCGCGCAUGCGCAUUAGGUUUCCCCCGCCGACGUCCGAGGAGCGUGGGCAGAGCGGAGGGUUAGAGGGCCUUGACAAAGGGGAAAUCUAUAGUGCCAGGAAAACAAGCUUGUUUUCCUGGCACUAUAGAAACCCUUUAAGUGAUAGCUGAACAAACCCCCGAUACCUGUAUAUUUGCCAAGCAGAUCUAUUGAUGAUUGCAGUUUAGUCAAAUGGGAAGCAGCGCUGAUUAUUAAAUCCCCUCCCAUCAGUGCCACCAUUUUGAAAAUUUCAUAUGACCAUAUUUCUGCCAGUGUAGGCUGGUCCAUAGGGGCAGGUGGACCCAUUGAUAAAUAGUAAAACUGACAAAUAUUAACAUUAAAACAGUCUAUUGUCAAACCUUAAGAGAUUGAUACUUUCACUAAUGUCACAUCAAAAGAUUACCAAGAUUUCUCCAAGUAACCUUUUGUAGCUAAAUCGAUACUCUAACAUUAGAAGAAUAGAUUCCGUGAUUUAUUGCUGGAGGGAAAAUAUUACUCUGUAUACUUUAGACUGAAUGACUAAGAGCCAAAUAAAAGAUAAUAUAUGAUUGUUACUUAACUACCUAAUUCUUUUAUCUGCAGUUUAAAUAAAUAUUUGAGUUAAAGCGUUUCUCCAAGCACCUUAAUUACAAUCCUUUAAAUGAUUUGAAGUGAUCACGGUGCCUGUAGUCUGUAUGUGUAGUGUUUUCAUAGGGGUGUUAUCAGCCAACCUGGGACUAGAGUUAUGGGCUGACUCAUAUCAAUUCUGUGCAAUUUCUGUUGCGCAGAAUUGACGUCAUUGGCUGAGAGUGGUCAUCUGACGCUCUCUGCCAAUGAAUGUCAACAGCAUUGACUUCCAGCUUCUACAGCUCUCCAGGGAGCAUCAGGUCCUGGCAUGGACCUAGGUAAGGGGGCAAACCAUUGCUAAACGGUUUGCCACAUUACUAGGGAACUAGGCCAGGGUACCCCUGACCUCAUAACUGUGGCGGACCACCUUGCACUCCGACUGGGUUGCUCCUCCAAUCGCUGCUUCCUAGUGCUCACCAAGUAAUCCAAGCAACCACCAGACAACAUCAGCACUGUAGACCCUUAGCCGCCGCAGCUAGACUGAGGUUUUGCUGUCCUCCAGACACCCUUGACCCAAGUCAGAGAUCCAGCUUCCAGUGGGUAGAACUCUCCCAAUCCAGAGAGUAUAACAGGAUAGCUCUUACAAGAGCUAGUGAUAUAGCCUGUAUAGCCUUCUCCCACAGACAUGAGACGAGACCCUAUGCUGGGGAUAAACUGGAACUGGUUUAAUGGGAGCCACAUGCGGCCUUUUAUGCAACUCCCCAUGUAAGGGGUUUCCUUAAUCACAUUCCAGGGGCAUUCCCCACUGGACCUGAGAGAAGACUAGUUACAAGCAAACAUUCCACACACUCCUCCCCUGUGCCUGAGAGAUCAUUACCUCAGCACACAACCACAUAAUUAACUUAUCUCUCAAGCACAAAAACAUACAAUCUAACAAACCCCAAAAGCACCCCCAAAACACAUGAAAACUCCACAAAAGUCACAUCCCUUGAUAGUCCUGAUCUGGGGAACCAGGAUAUACAUGUAAAUCAUAAUUUUGACUAACCGUGCACAUGGUCCUAUGCACAAAACAGUUCCAGGUAAUCAGUGAUAACUGUCGGUCUCUUUUCGGGAGCGCAAAAGUACCUAAAACACCAAACGGAACACUUAAGUUACUUGUGUAGCCUGUUUCCCUUGUUCAUGUAGAACCGAACGCAGGCGGUGAUGGAAGUCCAGCAGUGUUCGGGAGUGUCUGUGUCCGAUUUUAGUUCCAUGAGAUUCAUGCCCAAACACCGCUGCCUGCGUUCGCGGGAACAAGCUGGCCGCCACCUCGUGGUCAUUCAUACGAAAUCUGUACACCCAGACAAACACUUAGAACACUGCGGUGGAAAUUGCUGCAAAGUAUCAGUUGGGGCAAAGUAUCAGUUGGGCUUAACAAGCUCCUGGGUGGUGUCUGGUUCAUGCGGCUAUUCCGUUCCCGAACCAUAUAAUCCCAAUUGCACAAACAGAGCCUUUUUAAAGUAUAUUAGCCAAAGUCUAUUGCAGGGGCCAUAGUCCUGAGGCAGGAGGCUGGCAAGCAGGCUCCUCCAGGAGCCUGAGGCGAGGUUCUGUUCGCCACAAUAACAAUUAUAGCGGGCUGUAGUGGUAAUAGUGUUUGGAGUAACCCUUUAAGUACCCUUCUAUGUAAAUCUCAAAAUUCCAUUGUUUCAGCCUUAUUAGUAGAAAUACUUAUAACAAGAAUAAAUGUUGCCCAUGUAUUCUGUGACUGAAAUCCUAUAUUAACAUAAUUGAUUCAGGAGAAUUCCCCUGGCAAACGUAUUGGGCACCUGAACACAAUUUUAUAACAUGACAGGAGGCUUCAUAUUUGCUUAAGUCUCUCUCUCUUAACUAGAACUCCACAGCAGCACAUUAAGAUAGAGAGAAAAACAACCAAUCAGAAAACAGUAAGGAAUCCAUAAAAGGCCCCUCCCAACCAACUACUUCCUCUUUCUUUGCUUCUCCGCAGUCAGUACAGGUCAGAGAACCACUGCCUCCUGUUUUAUAUGGGUGGUUGUGGGAUAUACUUUUUACUUGUAUUUGAUUUUAUGAUUAGAUUUUAUGGUUACAUUUUAUGAUUUGAUUUUAGGAUUUGAUUUUAUGAUGUGAGGUCAUGUAUUGUGCCUUAUGCAGGUGUCUUCUUCUUGCCUGCUCUGUCUACCUCCCCCCAUUCUGUGGGGUCUGUAAGGGUGCCUUCCUCCACCUUUCUCCCUCUGCUUUCCCUAUGCUCCCUUGCUGUCAUUCUACUUUUGUCUUUCUUUCUGUUUCACUAGCGGUCGGCGGGGAGCGGUUCCCGUUCUGUUCCGACCGCCGGGACUGCGGAGAAAGACUCCUGCAGUCCCACGUGGGUAUCUCGCACGGUGCGCAGGAACUGCCUGUCUCUCUCCAACGCGACCGCGAGUGGCGUGGGAGGGAUGAUCGGCCACGUGGGAGCGACGGCUUGGCCUCCCUACACCGAAGGUCCCCUCUGACCGGGCCCCGGCGGGGAGGCAGAUUACAGUUACACUAGAUCUAUUGUUCUGGCUACCUACUUUCCAGAAACGGUUAUUUACUUUUUGAUUUUCUUAUUAGCACCCCGCUUUUUGUUUACUCACUGUUCAUUGGUGACUUUCCAUAGCUUGCUUUAUGCUAUGGGUUGCCUGUUAUACACAGAUGCUGCAAGGGGUUGCUUUUUGUGUCCCACACUGUCUUGGGUUAACUACAGCUACAGAAGAGUGUUUAUUACAGUUCACAGAAGAGUGUUAUUUACGGUCACACUGCAGAGUGUUAGGCACAAUUUAUCUGUAUAGUGGCAUCUACAGUUACGCAGAAGAAUGCUGUGUGCAGUUACACAGAAGAUUGUUGGGUACAGUUACACAGGAGAGUGUUGGGUACAGUUACACAGGAGAGUGUUGGGUACAGUUACACAGGAGAGUGUUGGGUACAGUUACACAGGAGAGUGUUGGGUACAGUUACACAGGAGAGUGUUGGGUACAGUUACACAGGAGAGUGUUGGGUACAGUUACACAGGAGAGUGUUGGGUACAGUUACACAGGAGAGUGUUGGGUACAGUUACACAGGAGGGUGUUGGGUACAGUUACACAGGAGGGUGUUGGGUACAGUUACACAGGAGGGUGUUGGGUACAGUUACACAGGAGGGUGUUGGGUACAGUUACACAGGAGGGUGUUAGGUGCUACUAAUCUGAAGAAGUGUUAUGUACAUUUAAUCGGAAGAAUGGAAUGGACAAUUUAUCACCUGUGCAUCACUGAAGGGUCUGAUUUGUCUGUGCCCCAGGCUUUGUCUGUGCCCCAUUGAUUGGCCUGCUUUGUCUGUGCCCCAUUGAUCUGGUCUGUGCCAGAAUGUCUGCAUGCCAAGCCUACUGCCACAUUCUCACGCUUGUGCAUUGCAUGCGCUGCCCAACUUGCCUCACUAUAUGGGGUGCUGCCCCGAUUUUCCUACCGGUGACACUUGUCCUCUAUACUCCUAGAGCUCACUUUGCCUGGGACUGCUGCACAGGAGAACCCUUAUCUGGGAAAAGAGGCAGGCAAUGACUACUAUGGCGGUGACCGCCUCCAUGGAUUUAGGCUUUGGCCAGGGUCCUCCCUAAAGCCCCUCAGGAGUGAAACGCUAGAGGGCCCACCUUUUAAAUGGCAGGCGACUUGAUUGAGUCAGACUCUCCUAGAUGAGAGCAGGCAAGUGCGCAUAAGCGCUAUUGGAGGGGUGAAGGCCCUGUACCAGGCUCCCGGAAAGAUGAGACUUCGGAGAAGCGUCGAGCCCCGAUAUGAUCUGCCUUGACGGCCAGACGACCUUGUGGUGCAGGGGUGUGAGUUCCCGUAACCACCAUGGCCGCCCUAGCUGAAUGGUGGGCAGACCGGUUCCCCUCGUAGGGAGAGGACGAUGGGGGUGUGGACUAUGUUGAUGUCCCCAAGUGGCACCGUGGGACGGAGAACAAAGCCCCACUACAGGGGCUCCGACAACCGUGGAAGAAGAGGUCGUCUUGUAGGUCACCUUAAACAAACCCCUGUUCGACCCUCGACCCAUUGCUCCCCUGGUUUCUUUGGGGAGCACCUAGCACCAUCGGUGCAUUUCUGAGGCCGUAGACCGCUGGCUUGAGAAGCCUGCAGGAUACUUGGAGCGGUAUACCCAGCCGGGCUCCCGAAUAAGGUAGCCUAGUACCCAGACUUAGACCCCGAUGGGGCGCUGCGGCUUUCCUGGUUAAAGCAUCUGUCUAGUAUACAGGAGAUCCUGAGUGCGGCCUGCUGCAGUGCCUAUACUGUACUUUUAAGUCCGCACUGGCAAGCCGAUUGUUCUCCUCUACACAAGUGAUUUGUGCUAGCAGGACAUACAAGGAAGUAUAUUAGGUGUCUAGUUUUUAUAUGAAUAAACUUUACGGAGACAUAUCUAAAGCUCCAACCCAUACCUGUUCUAUGGGAUUGGAUCCUUGGCCCUGGAAUUUCACAUUUGCCUCCCCCUUCUGACAUACCAGACGGGACCCCGAAUCUGGGGAUUGCAGGCGACCCUAUUUUGAUCACAGUUUGGACCGCUGGAGGUGCUUGGGAUUAAGGGAUCUGAGCCCUUUGGAGCCCCCGCACGAGACUACACUUGAACGUAUAUACAUUAGUUACUUUGAAUUAGAUGCGGUCCUCAGGGAACUUCUAAGGACCAUGUGGUCAAUUCCUGGUAAGGCGGGCUCAAUUUUCUCCCUGGCGAGAUAAGUAUCUGGGGCAUCAUUUAUUUGGAUGAUAAUACAGCCUGGCUGGCAGGUUUGGAUGAAUUUAGGACAUUCGGGAAUACCAGAACUAUCUGACGAAAUCCUUCUCGUUUUUCCACGAGGACGUUUCGCUGUUCGGUCUACCCGGACGGGCUUGCUGGACCCUCUGUGACGAAAGGCCAGGUGCUCUAGGAGUAGAGUCCUGGAGGACGGAUUGGACGCAAGGGGGUACCUCCUACGCCUUCCUCUACCCGAGUUCUCGUAUGUUUGGAAUAGUUUUCCGGGAGGACCCGGCGUCAAGACUUUGGUCCACGGAGGAGGACCCAUCAGGCCCGACCAGUUUCAGCUGGCGUACAGACCCGUUUGCUCAGUAAUGGACGCUUUCCUCCAGGGGUGUUCGACACAUACACACUGACGAGUCUCCUCAGUUUGUUUGGUUCCAGGACCUUACUACAGGUGUCUCGGUCUGCUGGUACGUUGGUUUUAUGGCCUCUGCUUCGGCCGAGUCGAAACUAGUGUCCUGGAUUCCCUGGGACCUGUCCUAUUUGAUCUCAGGGACAGUAAGACAUUUGUCUGCAUGGCGACCCUGACGUAGUUGGGUCUGGUACGGAUUACCAGAAAUUUUGCAAACACUGUUACAGGGUUCGAGAAUUGUUUCGUCACUUUAUUGACCGGGGACUGUCGUAUCAUCUAGAUUAGGUAGCGCGUACGACUGUUUUCGGCGGGCCUCGCUCUGCUUAGUAUCCCCCUUCGAGCUAGACGUGCGGGUUCAUAGGGGUGUGAGUUCUUUACGAUUCCCGAGGACGGGUAUUCAUCUCCCCAAGGGCUACACGCGUUUUUUGUCAUGCUUCAAUUGCCGGUUUUCAUCCGUUUUUUGUCUAUUCUCCGACUCUAGAUUUGUUUCCUUUAUUAUACCUUGUUUUUCUUUCAGAUGGGUUCGGAUGUUCGGGCCUUAGUAGUCUAUCGGCUCUAGUUGGACCCGAGGGUUAUAUUCUUAUCUUGGUUGCGCGUCCCUCUUUUAUGCUGCGUUCCACGCCACCAUUUGUUUAGAUGGUUCUUUUCCUUUUUUCGCCCUUCAUGUACCGCUUGGUUGUUGUUGGCAUUGGCGGGGCGUGUAGGUCUUUCGGUUCAUUUCAGUCUGUAACACGGCAACUUCAGGCGCCGUCCUGGCGGUUACAAGGAGCUAUCUUCGCAUAGUUUAGGUUGGUACGGCGGAUCGUGUUUCUUUGGGCUUUGCUGUCUGAGCGUUAAAACAGCAAAUAUGAAGCCUCCUGUCAUGUAAUAAAAUUGUAGAUUAUACUAGCUUUACUGUAACUAUAAUCUUAAUUUUAUUAAUGACAGGAGGCGAGUAUUUCCCUCCCAGUUUCUCCCUCCCCUUGUUUGUGUGUUGGUUUGAUUGACCUUUUGUUUAUUCACCUGUUCUCCUGGGCUAGGUUGGUUAUCUGGGGGAGUUGGGGUUUAUCUGGGAUAUGGUACAGCCAGUAUUUUAUGAUGGGGAUUCAUGUUUUUUUCUCAGUACCUGGGAUAUUAUACUGUCAGUAUUUGACAAUGGGGAUUCAUGUUUUCUCAGUAGAUUUCAUUCGCUAAUCAGUGUUUUCGACUCUGUUUUAUCUCAUUUCAGUUUAAUGGUUCGGGUACAGUUCUUAGAUCUACAGGAUAAAGGUCAAGGCUUCAUCCACUGGUUCCACAUUUUCAAUUUUGGAUGGCAUUCAUCGUUAUGUUGUUUCUUCUGUUAUUGUAUUGGUGGUGUAUUGUUCAUGUACUUUAUUUGUCGUAGCGUGAAAGAGGACAGUUGGUUGGGAGGAGCCUUUUAUGGAUUCCUGACUAUUUUGUCUUUGGUGUUUUUCUCUCUAUGUUAAUGUGCUGCUGUGGAGUUCUAGUAAAGAGAGACUUAAGCAAAUAUUCGCCUCCUGUCAUUAAUAAAAUUAAGAUUAUAGUUGCACUAAAGCUAGCAUAAUCUACAAUUUCACUCCAGCCUCUUUGCCUUGGCUUCCCUUGUCGCUUUCAAAAGGCCCCAGAAGGUCUAGGGAACCAUCUCAAUGUCACUUCACAUUUCUGUCUUGGGUGAACUUUACUUCCUCUUUUUAUAGAUUUCUGAUGUAGAAUGUAUUAGGCCCACACUGCUUACUCCAUGUGUCUGACGGCACCUGCCAAUAUUGACACACCAUAAACUUAUCGCAUGCCACUUGCAGGUCAUUUCUCCAGGUUUAUUUUGGAAUAAUUCUCACGAAUCCUCCCAUAUUGUGUGUUACAGGGAGAUUUUACUCGUACCGGUGAAAGGAAGCUGGCCGGCGUGAUGAAGGACGGAGUGAACUCUGCAAACCGAUAUUAUCUGAACCGAUUUAAAGAUGCGUACCGCCAAGCAGUGAUAGGUAGAAAGGCAACAUUCCGAUUCCCUUAUUCUAUAAUCUUUCUGUCUGUACAUGGAAUAUGUCUGCCUUUCUCCAGCGUAAAACAGACCCAUUUUACUGCAGUUUUCUCAUAGCUGGGUCUACUCUGUCAGUCUGUCUCUGAUAUUGCGGGGACUACUAUGUAGUCUGACAUAUUCUGCUUCUUCUGGAAGGAAAAAAAACAUGAAAACUGCUUACCUGUCACAAUAAACCCAUUUGUCACCAAAAAGAAAAUUUUAACUGGAAAAAUCUAAUUAUACUUUCUGUUCACUUUUUAGUAAAUAACCCUGUAAAAUGAAAUGGAAGAAAUUAAUAUUUUUGAGAAAAUAAGGGAAUAAAUAGGAAAAGUGACUUUUUAUACACAGCCAAUGUAUUUUUUUUUUUUUUUUUUUUACUUAAUGUUAUAUUAAAUGUGUCAGUAGUUGGACAGGUUCAUUGUGACUAAACAUAUAAAUUUACAUUUCAGCUGUCAGUGUAAGCUAGCACAGACCGUAGGGCUGUGUGUAUGAAACCGCCAUUCAAACGUUAGACCUCUACUGGCUCGAUCAAUAUGGUAUGUGGCGUUCAGCCACGUUUGACUGGUAUAAGACUGCUAUUUAGUAGGAGCUGAAAAGUACCUUUGGUAUCUGGUCAGGGCUUGAUUAGUGCCAAAACGAAACAAUACAAAACAGAACAAAUGGCUCAAAACUGGUUGAAGACAACCACAUGGGCAAGAUGACAGACAUUCUGAAUGGUUAUCUGUAUAUGCCUAACAGGGGAAUUAUUGCAGAUAAUGUGGGGCCAGCCUCUGCCCUCCAUUAUUGCUGAGUUUGUGGGGUGUCAGGUUGUCUUGUGUCCAUCUUCUGCUGGGGGUGUUUUCCCGGUGCGGUGAGAGCGCGAUAAAGUUUGUCUAGGGAUCGUGUCCAUGAGAGAUGGGGGGUGAGACAACAACUAAAAACCUAAAUGCAACUUUUCAUUAGUCCUGCCUGGGGGAUUGUUGUAAUUCGGGUAACUGUCCUCUCAAGUGUCCGCUCGGUGCUGGUUUACCCGUUGCUCCUUGUAAGCCGUGGAGGACGGGACGUUGACGUUAGUGGGUUGAAACGAACUGACGUUUGCUACAUCCCAGGUGUGAUUGGCCUUUGGCCUCUGGUCGGUUGUAGCUUGUUCCUGUUGUGGUGGUAGGCCCAGCGCUGCCAAUACUGAGUCUAUUUCCGAUGGGUCAGUGACCUGUGUUGUGGCGCCCUUAUGUGUGAUGAUCAGGCUUCUGGGGAAUGCCCAGUGGUAUGGGAUGGAGGUGUGGUGGAGAGCGGCUGUCAGGGGUUUGAGGAGGCUCCUCCACAGCAGUGUAGGCCUAGAUAGGUCUUGAAAGAAUGACAGGCUGGCUGUCUCAAAGAGGUGGGAUGCCUUCCCCCUCACCGCUGCCAUGAGGGUUGCUUGGCCUGUCCCGUUUGAAAUUGGAGGAUGAUAUCUCUCAGGGUGUUCGCUGGGGCUCUAGCAGCCCUCGGGAUUCGGUAGAUCCCGUCUGUUAGAACCGUCUUCAUCUGCUGAGGCGUGAGUAGGGAGGUAGCCAAUGUAUUUUUAAAGGCUCAUUUAUUUGACCCAGUCAGAAUUGAACUGGGAUUCAAAUCACAGUCAGGAAACCGAGAUUUUAGUUGUGAUCGUACAGUAAUAGCUACCUCCUUUUUGCUGCUAAAUGCAGCCGUCCUGAUACAAAAAAAACAGACAUUGCUGUUAUUUCCAGAUACAAUCACAUGGCCCUAAUUGUGCCGUGUUGUAGAAUUUGUGUUUGUUUAAAAAUUGCUACAUGUUUACGCUGUGAGAAAGGAAGUGUCUAUUUCCGUAAUGAUCUGGUUACCUGUAUACACUCUAAUUUUACUGACCAUCAUGUUUCAGAUUUGAUGCAGGGAAUUCCCGUGACAGAAGAUCUAUACUCCAUCUUCACCAAAGAGAAGGAACACGAAGCCCUUCACCGACAGAGCCAGAGGAACCACCAGGAGCUGAUCAGUCAGCUGCUCCAGAACUAUAUGGAGAUGCUGCUCCCAGACACAGAGAAAUUCCAUGGAGGAUGGGCCCUGAUAGACUGUGACCCCAGGUCUGUAACCGAGGGGCGUUAGGGCAAGGUACCCAAUAUGUCUCUGCUGAUGACUAUGGACUCGGGGCCCUGAUAGACUGUGACCCCAGGUCUGUAACUGAGGGGAGUUAGGUCACGGGUACCCAACAUAUCUCUGCUGAUGGCUAUGGACUCGAGGCCCUGAUAGACUGUGACCCCAGGUCUGUAACUGAGGGGAGUUAGGCCACGGGUACCCAACAUAUCUCUGAUGAUGGCUAUGGACUCGGGGCCCUGAUAGACUGUGACCCCAGAUUUGUAACCGAGGGGAGUUAGGCCACGGGUACUCAACAUAUCUCUGCUGAUGGCUUUGGACUCGGGGCCCUGAUAGACUGUGACCCCAGGUCUGUAACUGAGGGGAGUUAGGCCACGGGUACCCAACAUAUCUCUGCUGAUGGCUAUGGACUCGGGGCCCUGAUAGACUGUGACCCCAGGUCUGUAACCGAGGGACGUUAGGGCAAGGUACCCAAUAUGUCUCUGUUGAUGGCUAUGGACUUGGGUCCCUGAUAGACUGUGACCCCAGGUCUGUAACUGAGGGGAGUUAGGCCACGGGUACCCAACAUAUCUCUGCUGAUGGCUAUGGACUCGGGGCCCUGAUAGAUUGUGACCCCAGGUCUGUAACUGAGGGGAGUUAGGCCACAGGUACACAACAUAUCUCUGCUGAUAGAAAAAUGGAAAUAGGUACCAGCGCUAAUAUAAAGGAGGUAUAAAAAUAUAUGGUAUAAAAUAUAUAUACCAGCUGCUAAACACUGAAUAGAAGUGACUUUCCCAUAAGACACAAAGUAUACAAUAGACAAAAAGAUAGAUAGUGUAGCGCUUAUAUGUAACAAUUUAAAUAGUAGUUACCUUAAAAAUAGUAAUCUACAUCCAGAUACUAUCAAUAUAGUGUAGUGGACAAGAUGGAAUCAAACUCUGAAAUGGUACAAAGGAGAUACCCACAUAGUGUAAAACCUUUUAACAAUAUAAAUAAUAAAAAUUAUUUUAGGAACACUCACAAACAUAGAGCUAAAAACCUAGCUCUGGUGUAGUUGGCUUGGGGUCCGUUACGGCGACCCACCCCUAUGGAGAGAUCUGUGUGUGGUCCUAAGGAAGUUGGAAAAAAACACAAUAGGGUAGCACAGUUUGAUGUUAAAAUAAGAAGAAUGGUAAGUAAGAGAUGUACUUACCAACCUAGAGCCCCUGUGGCUCUGCAGUCGUGCGAUGUGUAGUAAGGGACUACACUCCCUCAAAUAUAAGAUGAUGCCGGCCACCAGGAUUAAAAGUAGAAUACUUUAUUGAAUACACUAAAAUAUAGUAAAACAAUAAAAAAGGAACAAUGUCCGUAUAAAAAUCCCAGCCGUAACGGACCCGAAGCCAACUACACCAGAGCUAGGUUUUUAGCUCUAUGUUUGUGAGUGUUCCUAAAAUUAUUUUUAUUAUUUAUAUUGUUAAAAGGUUUUACACUAUGUGGGUAUCUCCUUUGUACCAUUUCAGAGUUUGAUUCCAUCUGGUCCACUACACUAUAUUGAUAGUAUCUGGAUGUAGAUUACUAUUUUUAAGGUAACUACUAUUUAAAUUGUUACAUAUAAGCGCUACACUAUCUAUCUUUUUGCCUAUUGUAUAUCUCUGCUGAUGGCUAUGGACUCGGGGCUCUGAUAGCCUGUGACCUAAGGUCUGUAACUGAGGGGAGUUUUGGCAAGGUACCCAACAUGUCUCUGCUGAUGGCUAAGGACUCGAGGCCCUGAUAGACUGUGACAAAUGAUUUGUAACCGAGGGGAGUUAGGGCAAAGUACCCAAUAUGUCUCUGCUGAUGACUAUGGACUCGGGGCCCUGAUAGACUGUGACCCCAGGUCUGUAACUGAGGGGAGUUUUGGCAAGGUACCCAACAUGUCUUUGCUGAUGGCUAAGGACUCGAGGCCCUGAUAGACUGUGACAAAUGAUUUGUAACCGAGGGGAGUUAGGGCAAAGUACCCAAUAUGUCUCUGCUGAUGACUAUGGACUCGGGGCCCUGAUAGACUGUGACCCCAGGUCUGUAACUGAGGGGAGUUUUGGCAAGGUACCCAACAUGUCUUUGCUGAUGGCUAAGGACUCGAGGCCCUGAUAGACUGUGACAAAUGAUUUGUAACCGAGGGGAGUUAGGGCAAAGUACCCAAUAUGUCUCUGCUGAUGACUAUGGACUCGGGCCCUGAUAGACUGUGACCCCAGGUCUGUAACUGAGGGGAGUUUUGGCAAGGUACCCAACAUGUCUCUGCUGAUGGCUAAGGACUCGGGGCCCUGAUAGACUGUGACAAAUGAUUUGUAACCGAGGGGAGUUAGGGCAAAGUACCCAAUAUGUCUCUGUUAAUGGCUAAGGACUCGGGGCUCUGAUAGACUGUGACCCCAGGUCUGUAACUGAGGGGAGUUUUGGCAAGGUACCCAACAUGUCUCUGCUGAUGGCUAAGGACUCGGGGCCCUGAUAGACUGUGACAAAUGAUUUGUAACUGAGGGGAGUUAGGGCAAAGUACCCAAUAUGUCUCUGCUGAUGACUAUGGACUCGGGGCCCUGAUAGACUGUGACCCCAGGUCUGUAACUGAGGGGAGUUUUGGCAAGGUACCCAACAUGUCUCUGCUGAUGGCUAAGGACUCGGGCCCUGAUAGACUGUAACCCCAGGUCUGUAACUGAGGGGAGUUGGGGCAAGGUACCCAAUAUGUCUCUGCUGAUGGCUAUGGACCCAGGGCGCUGCUGAGGACUGAAUGUUGGAAUUGAUUGGACAAUGCAUGCCUGUUACACAAAAUCAAUAUUAGUCACCAUUUAGAAAGAUUUUUUUUUUUUUUUAAAUAAAACUUUUCAUCUUUAUUUUCACCUGCAAUGAAGCAGUAUAAAAUAUCGACCUGGCACGCUGAGGUUUGAAACUGAGGGUUUAGUAAAUAGUUUAUUUUAAAUUGUGAUGAUGGUUAGAUAAUGACUAGAGUCCCUCUAUCUCCCCAGCCUUAUCGAUGCCACUCACAAGGAUGUCGAUGUCCUACUGCUGCUUUCCAACUGUGCCUAUUAUGUUGCCUAGUAAGUGAAAUUCUCUUCUCCUAAAUUUGUUUUUAACAAGCCAGUAUGAUGGACCUCUUUCACUUCACUAACCUGUUUGCACCAGUGGCAAGCAAUGCUUCCGCCCCCCAACUCCAUGUUUCUCACCGUUAUUCCAGAGCCCUGAGAUCAGUUACACUAUUUACAUCAAGUUCUACACCAACCUAAAGCUUAUUUCACUGUAUUUUAGUUUACAGUUAAGGAUAAAUGUUAAACAAUUGAUGAUGCCGUCCCUUUUUAAUGGGUAUACAGUACAGAUAUGUAGUUCAGUGUUUUAAAACAGCAGAAUGUUUAUACUAAGACAUCACAAUUUCCACCCUCCAUUAGCCAUUGGAGACUUCCACUAGCCACUGGAAACGUUAACCUUGGCAAGUAGGAAUUUAGGAAAGAAAUAUGGUGAUUGCGCACACAGUAGAAGAUAUUUUCAAUUAAGUAGAUAAUCCCUAGAUUCUGUAAAUAUAAAAAAAACAUCAUAGGGUAAUAUAUCUUAACACAGAUACCAGUAAAAAAUACUUUAUAACUCACAAUAUUUAGAGCCUUUCUGAGUUGGCUCUAAACUGUAGUAGCAAGUACAUCAAUCAAUAAGGAUUCAGGUCCCUCAGAAAGUGUCAACAGCCUACUGUAUUGGAAAUCAGGAACCAGGUCACCGAAGCAAAUAAAAGUAUGUAUAUUUAUUUCAACAGUUAUAAAAUAAGGUAGAAAAAAAGCGUUUCGACCCAGUGCAAUGGGUCUUCCUCAGGUGCAUAUCUUGUAGCAUAUACAACAACAUUCAUAUAUAUGGCAUAAAUGUCUAAUACCAAUAAAUUACAAACAUUAACAGCUGUGUGUUGAUAGUCCGUCCCAUUCACCAUAUAAGGAGUGUUUCCGGCUGUAAUUUCGGUGUAUUCGCCUCUACCAAGAUGUCCGCCGUGUGGUUACUUCCUAUGGAGGUACCUCCGACCUUCCCAAGAUGGCCGCGCGUUCAUACCGUCUCGCGGCUAAUCACUGGAUAUUACCACUUCUGGUUUCGUCCGGCUCCGAUCACGUGAUUUCGGGAGGCGUGGACGUACUAGCUUGUCAAUCAUUAAUUCAUACUAUGAUAUCAGAACAGUCUCAUAGUCCCAUAUAGGGACGAAGUCCAUAUAAAGACCUUGUGAGAAAAAGGAAAAAAGGACAUAAGGGAAAUAAAGGAAGGAAAAAUACAAAAUGGUAACAAUACACAUCAAGCAAGAAAUAUACACCUAACCAGCAUAACAAAUAUAAAAUCAAUAUAUAAAUAUAGGGAUUUCAAAUUGAUAAUGUACAGAAUAUAAGAGCAAGAUAAUUUUCUUAAAAAAAAAAAAAAUCUUUUUUUUUUUUUACAAAAUUUUAACUAUUUCCAAAUCUAUAUUUAACCCCCUGGGACGUAGGGUUUACAGUUGAAAUAUCCAGUUGGAUUCUUUUUUACUCAAAUUAGGAGCACUAUCGCCACCUCUCCAACGCGUUUGUAUUUGUUGAAUAGCUGUAAAUUCGAAUUCUCUUGGAUUAGAAUUAUGUAUUUCUAAAAAAUGGUUUGAUACACUGUAGUUAAUAAAACCAAUAUUAAUAUUUCUUGGUUUUAGUGGUCCCGAGGUUUUACCUGUAUAUUGUAAACCACAUGUUCACUGUAAUAAAUAAAUGACAUUGCUAGACUCCCACGUGAUAAGAGGUAAUAUUAAAUCUUUCUGUUUUACAGUUACAGGCAUAAGGACCACAAUGAUGGAAGCCUUUUUGGGUUUUUAACCAUUUAGUUAGAAAAUUAGUAUUUUUCUCUUUUUUUUUUUUUUUUACAUAAUUUGAGGUUAAAAUUUGCUUAAAAUGUUUUGCCCCCCUAAAAAUCUAUUUAGGCUUAGCUCCUAUAAAAUCGAACAUUUCAUGUUCUUGUUGUAAAAUGUGCCAGUUUUUAUUUACAAUUCUUUUUAUUGCACCAAUAUUGCUGCAAUAAUUAAAAUUGAGUGGGAUUUGUUUACCCUGGUUACUCUGUUCCUUCUUUUUAUAAUUAAAUAACUGGGGUCUAUCCAGAUCUUUAAUGCUAUCAAUAUGUGUUUGGAGAUUAUCUUCACCAUACCCCUUUUCUAGGAAUUGUUUCUUUAAAAAAGAUGACUGUGAGAUAAAAUCUGCUUGGUCCGUACAAUUUCUUCACAUUCGCAAAAAUUGACCAAGGGUCAUGGUGGCAGCUACUAGUUUCAAUAAAGCUGUUUACAAAAAGUACGGGUUUUAAGUUGUUGUUCAGAAACAUAAAUAUUAAGAUCUAAGAAAUCAAUAGUGGUCGAGCUAACAUUUUUAGUUAAAAUCCGCCUCAGAUCCCUUCCAGAUAAUAAAAAUAUCAUCUAUGUAUCGCCUGUAUAGGGCCAGGUUUGCACUCCAGUUAUGUCCCUCGUAUAUAAAUAAUCGUUCCCAAUUUGACAUAAAAAGAUUGGCAUAACUGGGGGCAAAAGUAGGAAUUUACCCCUGAUUAGUAUGCCUUGGGCCUUGCUGGCUUGCAGCUACAAAUCACUUUUAAGGGCUGGCUGGAAAUGUAGGACUGACAUGCCAAGCCCAGUCUAUAUAAUUAUUAUUAUUAUAACUUUUUAUAUUAUUUUAAUUACAUACUUUAUCUUCUCUCCUCCCCCAGUUAUGAUGAUGAGGUCGAUAAAGUGAAUCAGUAUCAGCGAUUGAGCUUGGACGACUUGGAGAAGAUUGAAAUUGGUUAGUAACUGGCAUUCUGUGUGGUUAUGGGUAUAUAGAGACGGCACUGGUUAUCGGUAUGGCGAUGCUGGUUAUAGUGAUUUAGAGACGGCAACAGUUAUCGGUAUGGUUAUGGUUAUUUUUGUGAUAUAGAGAAUGCACCGGUUAUCUUUAUGGUUAUGGUAAUUUAGAGACGGCACCGGUUAUUGGUAUGCUGGUUAUGGUGAUUUAGAGGUGGAACCAAUUAUCGGUAUGGUUAUAGUGAUUUAGAGACGGCACCGGUUAUCGGUUUGGGUAUGGUGGUUAUAGUAAUUUUGAGACUGCACCGGUUAUCGGUAUGGUGAUGAUGAUUUAGAGACUGCACCAGUUAAUCUUUAUGGUUAUUGUAAUUUAGAGGCGGCACAGGUUAUCGGUAUGGUUAUAGUGGUUUAGAGAUGGCACCGGUUAUCGGUAUGGUGAUUUAGAGAGAGCACCGGUUAUGGUGGUUAUGGUAAUUUAGAGACAACACCGAUUAUCGUUAUGGUUAUUUUGACUAUAGUGAUUUCGAGACGGCACUAGUUGUCAGUAUGGUUAUGGUAAUAUAGAGAUGGCACCGGUUAUCAGUAUGGUUUUAGUGAUUUAGAGACGGCACCGGUUAUCGAUAUGGUUAUAGUAAUUUAGAGACUGCACCGGUUAUCGAUAUGGUUAUAGUGAUUUAGAGACGGCACCGGUUAUCGAUAUGGUUAUAGUGAUUUAGAGAUGGCACCGGUUAUCGAUAUGGUUAUAGUGAUUUAUAAAUUAAGUCUGUAAUCUGUGUGUUCACUGUGAUUUAGAGCAGGCUUUCGUUAAGAGAGCUGGUUAUUUGAAGAGUUAUGACAAUUGCGGGAGGGUGCCGGCUCUCUCUGUAUGAUCUGUUACUUAUUCAGUCUGGUAGUUAUUGCAUUAACAGGAUUUUAUCCCCAAAUUCUAGGCUUUAUAAUCUCUUUAAUUUGCCAUAAUAUGCUGUUGGCAUCAAACCAUUUACCUAUUCUUAUUGUAUAAGCAGUGGUCCGUAGAUCUGAGUGAUUCUCCUAGACACCCUUAAUAACCGGUAUUAAUUCAUUUUGUUCUCAUUUUGCUCAGGACCUGAACCAACAUUUUUCGGAAAGCCUAAAUUCUCUUGCAUGAGGUUGCACUACAAAUACAAAGAGAAUCCUGGCUACUUCCAUACACUGAGAGCGGUGACACGCAGCCUGGAGGAAGAUGGGAAAGGUAAAUGUUCAAGAUAUUUCUGCUUAGAAAGAGUGAACAGGUCCGUACUGCAUGCAGAAUUUUACUGGAAGGACUGGUUAGUUUGUUUAGUUGUCUCUGACAUAUUCUUAAAAUAAAGUCUACGGUAUGAGGGCUAAAAUUGAUUUGUAAUUUUAUUUCCCCAGCAUAAUUCUCUCUUUGAGGAACUUCCCCUUUCUUUGUUGGAGGAUUGAUGGCGGAAUGGGCUGUUUAGAGGGGGAUUGAGGGGAUGAUGUUAGGAAUGAGCUGAAUAUGUGGUGCUAUAAAUGGGAAGAUAGUAGAUGUAAAAUGGGGAAAGUAGAUGUAAAGAUGACAUACUGCAAGAAUCCUCCUGGAAGAUCAGAAUUUGAUAAUGAUUUUUAGAGGGACGCUCAAAGCUGCAGGUCAGUGCAGAGGUUGUGUCGUGUUGUGUAGAAUGCCCCGACACCUUCCUCUGGUUGAUCACCAAACUGUUUAGAAGCAGUUCAACAUAAACCGGCCUCUUCUCUGUGAGCAGGUACCAUGCAAUGUCGACUGUGUUGAUAAUGUAGAAUCAAUGUCUGUUCCGUCCAGUCUGGACCACGGUGAUUGAUUGAGAUUACUGUCUGCGUGUUUUAAUGUGACCCUGUGGAAAAAAUAAAAUAAAGUUAAAUCCCUCCCCUGCAAGUUGAUCACUGACUACAGUGAUCAGUUGGCAGGGACUACAUUUUACAGUAAUCUGAUGUUUUAUUUAUUUUUAACGCCGGAGGGUUUUUUUUUUUCUCUCAGGGGUUAAAUGUAUUUUAUUAAAUAAUUUUAAAUAUUUUAAAAUGCCAUAUUUUGCUAGCUGGGGUGGGUUGAAGUUAUGGGAAAUUGGAGAAUUUACUGUUAGUGCUGCUUACUGCUAGUUAGGGGUUAACGGUUAAAAAAAAAAAAGUUUUUAUAACAUUUUUAAGUGUAAGAAACGUUUUUAAUAAGUAAAAAAAUGUAAGUGAAAAAAAAGUUUAAAAACAAGUUUUAAAAAGUGACAAGAUACAUUAAAAAAAAUGCUAAUUACCACAACACCUGGAACAAACUAGCGAAAAAAUUAUCCCAUGUUAAGGAUCAAAAUAUGCCUUUUACAUAACCCCAGGGUGUAUUCUUUAAUAAAUAGUAUGUGUUUGUGGGAAAGUUUGAAUAACCAACCAGCCAAACUACUUCGAAAUGAAACAUGGACACAGCGUAAAACUUCAAAGUUUAAAAAAAAAAAAUGGAAUGACUGUGUCUCAAAUGUGCUCCUUCAAUAUCCACAUAUACCUGGUAAGGGAACAUACGGGGGUAUUGCUGUACUCAGCCGACAUAGCUGAGCAACAUAUGAAGUAUUAUACAGUCGUAGCACACAUACAGUGAGCAAAAUAUGCUGCGCAAACUCACUUUGUGUGUCAAAAAGGCAGAAAAAACACUCAUUACCACUACACUUGAUACAAGCUGGCGGAAAAAUUAUCCCACGCUAAGGUUCAAAAUAUACCUUUUGAAAUACCCUGGGAUGUCUUCUUUAAGAAAUGGUAUGUCUUUAUGGUGUAGUUGGAAUAUGUAGCCUACAAAAGUGCUCCAAAUUGGGACACGGAUGCAUCAAAACCCUCCAUGAAAAUCCACACUUAACCUGAACUUGUCACGUCUUUUUUACAGCACUGUAACUUCACAAAAUAGUGCCUAGGUCAGGGAUGGGCAAUCUUCAGCGCUCCAAAUGUUGUGGACUACAUCCCCCAUAAUGCUCUUACAUAAUGCUGGCAAAGCAUCAUUGGAGGUGUAGUCCAAAACAUCUGCAGUGCUGAAGGUUGCCUAUGUCUGGUCUAAGUCAUACAUUGGGCAUGUUGUUUUCCUCAAAAAAAGUAACUGAACGUAAUUUGGGGGAUUUAAUGACAGUGGUACAUAUCAGGUGUAAGAAAUACUCAGCAAAAAUGCAACAUAUAUGUAAAAAUUCAAUUUUUUUCCCCCCUCACCACAAACAUUGACUUAAAAUGGUGACAAGUUAAGGCACAAUAUACGCCAUAUAAGAUACCGUGGGGUGUCUGCUUUAUCAAAUGAAAGCCCUUUGUGGGGUUAUUUGAACAGUCACACUGCUAUAAUACCCUAAAAUGAGACAUAGGCUGGUCAAAUCCAUCUACGAAAAUUCUAACUGUAGAAACUGAAAUAGCCUGGUCUCUUACAUGGCAUUGUAGCUUCACAGAAUAGUGCCAAAGGCAUACAAUGGGGGUAUCGUUAUACUCAGCAGAUGUAGCUGAACACAAUAUGGGGUUCUGUGCAGGAAUAGCACACUCCAGCUUUACGAAAUACACAUUACAAAAACCUUGUUAUAUGUGUAUAUGCCAAAAUAGACCUGUCAAACUAACCUUCGGUAAAUAGCCUGUGAUGUCUACUUUAUAUAAAUAUAUACUUUUUUUUGUGGCAAUUUUGUUUUCUGUGAUGGCUACUAAACCUACAAGACAAACAUACCAACUUCUAAAAUUGUUUCACAGAAAAAAUAAUAAUUGUAGUCCUUGUAUUUUGUGACCUGUAACUUUCAAAAUAAGCUGAAAUCCUGUACAUAUAAAUCAAGAGACAUAAAUGAAUUUAUUUUGAAUUACUUUUUCUAAGCUGGACAUACUAUGCACACGCUAUUAUUGCCAAAACUGUGAAAAAAACAGUUUUUUUCCAAUUUAAAAAAAAUAAUAAUUUAAUGAUAAUUUAUCUAUAUGACAUCAAAUUAAAGCCCUUUUCCCCUCUAAAAACGGUAUAUAAUAUGUGUUGGUGAUGCAAAUUGCAUUUGAACACAAACUAUAAAAAAUGCAAAAAUAGCUUGUGUCCUUAAGGGUAAGUCCAGUUUUUCAAGCUUUGUCCUUAAGGGGUUAAAGUGCCAGAGUGCUGUGUUUUUAUGACUGGAGGAUUUCAAACAAGGCAGUGAGAGUGUUUGAAAAUCUUUACAUGAUACUCUGUGUCCCCGAUGCGUCCUCCGCUAGGUCUGCAUUUUGGAUCUGCUCUGGGAUGUGGGGAAUGUUUGAGUGGACUCUGUUUUUACAUGACCGUUCUGUCCUCUGCAAAUGGUGUUCGAAACAGUCUGAAGGUGUUUCAUGCUGACAUUUCCUGUUUUACAGAUACACUGCUCUGCAUAGCGGAGAUGCUACGCAUUACUAAACAGGCCAGUGGGUCAGACGUGCCCAUCAUCGAGAAGAAGCUGGAAAGGUGAGAACGCUCUUUCGGUUCUGCACGAACUGUCUAAUGAAGAGGAUGUGAAGAACAAAGAGUUUAAUUAAGACCUUUGCUUCUGGCUUAUUUAAACCUAGAAUAAUGCACAGUGUUUCUGCGAAGCCUGGAACGCUUUACUUGGUAAUUUUGGACCUUCCUUUGUUUAAGCAGCAUAGGGGGUAUCUUGUUACCCAGCAGUGUUACCUGCUGUCUUCCUAGUCUUAUUAGCAUCACAAGCCCUAAUUGUAUCCAGUGGUAAACAAGCAAUACUUAAGUACUCAGAGGGGGCACUGCCUUGCCCAGCUCUACAUGCAGUGAGCCUUCAUCCAUAUUACAGGAGCCCUCCUGUAAGAGUUUAAUAAAUGCUACAAUACAUUUUUUACAGUAUAUAAUAAAUAGUUACAUUAAACCCGUGAAUGUUUGUAGCUGCAGAAAAUGUAUAUGAUCCUUUUUUUAUAGCCACCUUUCCUGGCCAAACGUGGCAGCAUCACUUAUGGGUUAGCUCCUCACCAGUUGUCAGGACAGGAUUAAUUAAUCAAACCAUUAAGAAUAGUCAAUAUAAGCCCCGUCCCCCUCCCCCAAACUCCCCAGUAUUUUUUUCCUGUCCCAGCUGACAGGCAGGGAUUUUUUGUGGAUCCCACAUAAAAUUAUAUUAUUUUCUGGGCUCAUUAGCAUGUUUAACUUGGUUCUACCAGGGGGAGUUCAGCCUCUCUCCCCCCGAAUAAACCAGUAAACGGGCUGUGUUAGCAGCACUAACUGGUUUGAAUCCCUCAUUACCGAGACUCCACCAUGGGAAUAAUGUCUCAUAAAAUACCAGUGUAAGGAGUGUGGAAAGCUAUCAACUUACCUUUGGUUGGAGCCUUCUUGGUCACAUUUCAGCAAGUUAGGAGCCCCUACAGGCUGGCUGUGAUCUGACUUCAGGUUCCCAGAAUCCAAGAUGGCUGGCGCAACUUCAAAUUACCUUAUUUAAGCUCUUGCCAAUUUCGCGCAUGCGCGGUAUGACGGUCAUGCUAAAACCCUAAUGACCAUGAAGCUGAGCACUGGGAAAUUGGGGUGCACCAAAAUGAAAAUUCUGGGCUGACACCAAAAAUUCAAGAUGCCCAAAGGCUGAAAACCCAAAAUGAUUUUUUUCCCCAAAUUAUUUCAAAAAAUGUUUUUCCUGUAAUUUUAUUAAUAUUAGACUUUCUAAUGAAUUUAAUUAAUCUAAUAUGAAAAACUUCCCUUCUCUUUCAGUGGUCCCCCCUCGCUUAAUGUUCCUCUUUCACCUCUCCCCUCCCUCUUUUUUAGUGUUCUUUCCUCCCCUGUCCCAUAGUGUUCUUUUCUCCCCGCUCCCCUGUCCCAUAGUGUUCUUUUCUCCCCGCUCCCCUGUCCCAUAGUGUUCUUGUCUCCCCUCCCCUUUACCAUAGUGUUCUUCCCCCCCAUCCCCUGUCCCAUAGUGUUUUUUACCCCAAAUUUCGGUGCAGGUCCGUUUUCGGCCGAAAUAUUGGUGCAUCCCUACUGUGAAACAAUUCCUAAAAUUGAUGCUGCAGUGAUUCGGCUGGCGAAGAAAACUUUGCUCCCUUUAGACAGCAUGGCUUAUUUAAAAGAGCCCAUGGAGAAAAGGAUGGAUUCUAAUCUAGUUAAACUCUAUCUUGCUAUUGGAUUGGGAUUAAAUCUAGCUACUGAUGUGAGUGCUGCUGCUGGAACUGUGAAAGUCUGGAUUGACAAUUUAGAAGAAGAUAAAGCCAGAGGAGUGAGAUCAUUUUAUAAAUUCUCUGAAAGAUUUUAGGCUGGUGACAGACUUUGUCAGAAUCAGCCCUGGACAUUACAAAAUCUUUGUCCAAAAGCCUUGCCUUAUCAGUGGCCUUUAGAAGAGUGCUCUGGUUCCAUUAUUGGGGGGUGGACUAUGUCUCCAAAGCCAACAUUUGUGCCUUACUCUUUCACGGGGAUAGACUGUUUGGGAAAAUUUAGACGAUACUAUAGAAAAGGCCACUGACGGUAAAAAGGCUUUUCUCCUUCAGUCCUACCGAAGACCAUUUAACAUGAGCAAAACAAAGAGAAGGCAUUUUGUGACAGCAAGUCAUAUAAGCCUGGAAGGGAGUACUCUAGACCCCGACAAUGAAGGUUUCAACAAUCCACCUCCUCCUCCAUUAGAGCAUCCAGAGGAAGAGGAUUCAGACAAACUGGGUUGGAUCACCCAGACCGAAAUAGUAGGAGGCCGUCUAAAACUGUUCUUUCCUGUCUGGGCAGAGUUCAUCAAGGACAAUUGGAUCCUGAGUAUCAUCAGAGAUGGUUACAGAAUAGAGUCCAAAGAAUUCACAAGAAUUUAUCAAUUCCAUCAAUCAACAAUGUCAUCUGGAAUAAAACUAAAGGCAAUGAAGAGGUGUUUACAACAACUUACAACACAAAGAGUCAUCACAGAAGUUCCUUGUCGAGAGAUACAGAGUAUUCUACUCAAAUAUAUUUAUGGCUCCAAAGCCCCACUUAAAAAGAAUCAACACUUUCCUCAAAAGCAUGUCAUUCACGAUGGAGUCAAUUUCCUCUAUAAAGCAGACAAUUCACCAAGGGGAUUGGUUAACAUCAAUAGAUUUAAAAGAUGCGUAUUACCAAAUACCAAUACAUCAUUCUCACCAAACAAUUCUGAGAUUUUGUAUACUGGAGAAACACUACCAGCUCCAGGGGAUGCCAUUUGGGUUAAGUCUAGCACCCUCUAGUCAUAACAGUUCUAAGGAAGAGAGGGAUACAAAUCUUUUACUAUUUGGAUGACAUCCUAAUAGUUGCCCAAAAAUAUCACGGGCCUCUUCAUCAUACUGAGUAAGUUAUCCGUGCUCUGCAGAGUAAACAAAGACAAGAGCAACAUAGUUUCACCCAGAAACACAGUGUUCCUGGGGGCAAGAAUAAAUACGGAAGAAUCUACAAUUUCCUUGUCUCAAGACCACAUUGCUCGUAUAAUGAUCAAGAUAUCAGAGCUUCUCCAAAGCACAAAAGUUAAAGCCAGAACGUACAUGAGUACAUUAGGGUCCCUCACGUCAACAAUAUGUCUGGUUAUAUGGGCACAUUGGAAGAUGGGACCUGCCCAGAUGAACUUCCUCAGGCAAAUCGAUGACAUUUCCAUGAAUUGGAAUCGGUGGAUAAUAAAGAUCUCAAACAGCAAUUGAGAUGGUGGAUGAAGGAGCCCAAUCUGAACAAAGAAUUUCCUCUGGAAGAUCCUCCCUGGGAAAUGGUAACGACAGAUGGAAGCACAUGGGGAUGGGGAGCCCACUACAGGAACCUAGUCGCCCAAUGGCACAAUCAAAUACGUCUUCUCCAUUCCAACAUUCAAGAAAUGCGUGCAGUAUACAAGGCAAUGAUGUAAUUUGCCACCCACCUGAAGGGGAAAAGAGUGAUAAUAAAAACAGACAACAGAGUGGUGGCUGCAUACCUAAAUCAUAAAGGUGGUAUGAAGUUACUUCUUCAAAUGCAACCUAUCAUGGGCGUGGGCUAUGAUUUACCUGAAACAUCUGAAAGCCGUGUUCCUCCCAGGAAAAGAAAAUACCCUGGCAGACUCCCUAAGCAGGUCAAGCAUGGACCCAGGGGAAUGGUCCCUGAACAAAGAAAUAUUUUGUCAAAUAGUGGAAAUAUGGGGCAUGCUUCAAAUAGAUCUGAUGGCUUCUUUCAGGAAUUCACAAAUACCCAGAUUCUUCUUGAGGUGGAAAAACCCUCAGGCAGAAAAGCACAGGAUGAUCUAUCCCAGAAUUGGAACUUCGAGUUGGUGUAUGUCUUCCCUCCAAUUCCAUUACUUCACACAUUAUUGAGGACAAUUUUGCAGGAGAAUUGCACAGUGAUUUCAAUGAUACCAUCAGGGCCAAGGAGACCUUGGUUUCCUCUCCUGUUAUGUACCAAGGAGCCCCCAUCAUACUUCCACAGAGAUGGAACCUGUUACUUCAGGGCCCGGCAGUUCAUCCAGAGCCCCAAGCCCUUCAGUUAGCGGCAUGGCGCUUGAAAAGAGGAACCUUUUAAAUUCUGGCCUGUCUGAAUCAGUCUCUAAUACCCUAUUAAAAUCAAGAAAGAACUCCACUUCAGCCUCCUGUCACAAAGUGUGGAAAACUUUCAGAACCUGGAAAUUGGAGAAUGGGAUCGCCAAUGAAGAGUCAUCAGUGGCUGAUAUCCUUAAUUUACUCAAGGUAGUUUUGGAAAGGUCUAAGCCUCAGUACGUUGAAAGUACAAGUUUCAUCCAUUUCUGCUUUAACUAAUACCAGGUGGGCUCUAAACUCUCUGAAUUUGAGAUUCUUCAGAGGGAUUCUGAGGAUAAGGCCUCCUACAAAGAAAUUGACCCUUCCUUGGGACCUUCCGGUUGUUUUAGAUGCCUUAACAGACGACCCGUUUGAGUCUUUAGAAGAAUUGUGCAUAUAUUUGCUGACUAUUAAAACUCUCUUCCUUAUUGCCAUAACAUCAGCCGGAAGAGUCUCGGAGCUACAGGCACUAAGCUCAGUGGAACCAUACACCGUGUUUCACCAAGUUCGAGUGGUUCUUUACCCAGACCUGAUUUUCUCAUUAACCCCUUAAGGACACAUGACAUGUGGGACAUGUUAUGAUUCCCUUUUAUUCCAGAUUAAGGGGUUAAAGUGGUUUCUAGGUUCCACGUUCAACAGGAGAUAGUGCCUCCAUCUUUUUUCCCUAAUUCAUCUACCUAGGAAGAAAAUAAUUGGAGUAAAUAUGAUGUUGUAAGGUGCAUCAGAAUCUAUCUACAGAAGACCAUGCAGUUCAGAAAAUCAGAAAGACUAUUCAUCCUUCCAUCAGGCACCAGGAGAGGCGAAGCAGCUUCCACAGCAACGCUUAGAAGAUGGAUCUCGUUGGCAAUUACGCUUAUGCUUCCCAGGGUCUCUAAGCUCCCAGCACAAUCAGACCGAAUUCAACCAGAAGUUUGGCAACUUCAUGGGCAUCUAGGGCAGAGGUGCUGGUAGAGAAUAUUGUAAGGUGGCUACUUGGUCCUCUCAUCAUACGUUUGUAAGAUACUACAAACUGGAUUUGUCCUCCUCUAAAUAAUCUCGUUUUGGGAAAAGUGUCCUCGCUUCAGUGGCACGAAGAACCUAAUAAACCUUUUGUGUGUUGAGCAUCUAUGAGGUCUACUGUUUAAUUUAUUUAUCCCACUCUUCAUGGAAGCUUGGGUAAUACCCGUGUGUGAUGCUGCAAUGUUUGGCCAGGAAAGUAGAAAACGGUUUCCAGACUUACCGUAAUUUUCUUUUCCUGGCUAUUCUACAUGGCAGCACCACACUCCCUCCCUUCUGAAUUCAUUAGCUAUUGUUUUUUAACAAGACAGGGGAGUUUAGGGAGGAGGUGGCUUAUAUUAACUAUUCUUAAUUGUUUGAUGAAUUAUUCCUGUCCUGACAGAUGGGGAGCCAACCCAUGAGUGAUGCUGCCAUGUAGAAUAGCCAGGAAAAGAGAAUUACGGUAAGAAUGUAAACGGUUUUCUACUUUACAAAACAGAGUGGCUGAGAUCUCCCAGCCAUUCUUAGUCCUCCUAUUCAUUUUAACGAUCUUGGACUCUAGUGUCCACUUAUACAAAUACAUAAAUAAUAAUCGUAAUAAAAUGAAAUAAUUCAUGUUGGUUCAUGGACAAUGCAUAAAACCCAGCCAGUAAGUGUAUUGUACCUGCUUUAAACCUGUGAGAGAGUUGUGUCUCACUGCUUCUACUGGGGUUUGGAGAUGUCUUGUUCCAUCUGUGGUGAAACCAUUUUAGGUAGUGCUUAUAUUGCUACAUAGUAACACCUUUAGUGGCAGUCACUCAGACAGCCUUGGUCAGUUUCAGCGUCUUUACGCUCUGCAUGGACACGCUGAACUUUCCUCUUAGAAAUGCACCUAAAUGGUGUUUCACACAUUUGUAUUAUUGACACUGUUGUGUGCCUUUAACCCCUUAAGGACACAUGACAUGUGUGACAUGUCAUGAAUCCCUUUUAUUCCAGAAGUUUGGUCCUUAAGGGGUUAAAUUUAGAAAAUAGUCAAUAUUACCAGGAUAGCUUUACUUUCCAAUCGGCUACUCUGGCCUUAAUUUAACUUUUGUAUUCUCAUUUAGUAAGUUACCCUGUAAAGGCAUGCUGGGCCUUUGGAGACUGGACCUGUCUAUAGGGGUCUGGUUUCAGAUGUAUAGAACGCGACUAUACAGGACUCCUGGAAUGUCUUCCAUCCACACGGCCAUCUUUUUAAACUCUUGGCUGAGAAGGCUGCAGGGGGCCUGGAAUUACUCUAAUAUCAGUCCAGUUUAUGGAAGAUUUCUGUGAUGAUCGACACACUAGAUGACUGUGGGACCUGUCUCCGCAUGUGUGAGAGUGUCAGAGUCCCCCUUCACUCUUAAAGGACCACUCUAGGCACCCAGACCCCAGACCACUUCAGCUUAAUGAAGUGGUCUGGGUGCCUGAUCCAGCUAGGGUUAACCCAUUUUUUAAUAAACAUAGCAGUUUCAGAGAAACUGCUAUGUUUAUGAAUGGGUUAAGCCUUCCCCCUAUUCCCUCUAGUGGCUGUCUCAUUGUCAGCCACUAGAGGCAUUUGCGUGCUUCUCACUGUGAUUUUCACAGUGAUAGCACGCCAGCAUCCAUAGGAAAGCAUUGUAAAUGCUUUCCUAUGAGACCGGCUGAAUGCGCGCGCAGCUCUUGCUGCGCGUGCGCAUUCAGCCGGCGGGGCGUAACGGAGGAGGAGAGAAGGAGGAGAGCUCUCCGCCCAGCGCUGGAAAAAGGUAAGUUUAAACCCCUUUCCCCCUUCCAGAGCCGGGUGGGAGGGGGACCCUGAGGGUGGGGGCACCCUCAGGGCACUAUAGUGCCAGGAAAACGAGUAUGUCUUCCUGGCACUAUAGUGGUCCUUUAAUGAUUGACGAUUCUGCAGAUUUGUUAUCAUGCACUUAAUUCGUAACAUUUGUGAUAAUCUGAAACAGAACAGGUUGUAAUGGUUGUAAUUAAUGAUUCGAGUUUUCCCAUUUUCUUUAUAAAAUAGAAGGUUCAGCGGACAGAUUGAUCAGGGUUAUUCAAUGGUUUUCACUGCAGAAUACAGAUCUAUGCUAGGGGGGCCAGAAAUAUAUAGUCUGAGACCAAUAACCAUUAGAGUUCAAAUUCUUUAACUUUGUCUCUACAAUUCAGACUGUUUAUAAUAUAUUAUAUUAUAAAGGGAUAUUCGCAUAAUUCCCCAUUUGUUUAAAGGGACACUGUAGCCCACUUCAGCUAAUUGAAGUAGUCUGGGUGCUGUGACCCUUUUGCACGUAGUGCUGCAAUGUAAAACAUUGCAGUUCCAGAGAAACUAGAAUGUUUAUCUUACAGCUCCAAGUCUGCCCUCUGGCUGUCUAACAGUCACCUUUGGGUGCUUCCGGAUUUGUAACGGACCUUUAGUCGGUUAUCUGACGCUGGACUUCCUCACGGACCUCCAGCGUCAGAUUUACCCCAUAGGAAAGCAUGGAAUAAUGCGCGCGCGGCCACAGGUCUCCUCCGCUGACAUCAGCGCCAAGGGACAUCAGAGCUGGAUUCAGGUAAGUGGCUGAAGGGGUUUUAAGACGACACUCCAGGAUUCUCUAGUGCCAGGGAAACUGGUUUGUGUUCCUGGCGCUGGAGAAUCCCUUUAAUGCUUGAGUGCCCUGUGCCUUAUUUCUUAAUUUGCUUUAAUGGAUGACCAGAUGUUUUUCAAUAUAUUGUAGUGUGGUCACAGAUAUAAGUUAGGGCUUAUGUUUCUGAGCUCUGAAUACUAAUGGGCUUCUCUUGACAAUAUUACAGGAAAAGUAGCAAACCUCAUGAGGACAUUAUGGGCAUUCGUUCCAAAAGCCAUAGAUUGGGAAUCAACAGUGUGGGCCCAGGUCUAGCUCAGGGUAAAAACUACCUGAUGAGUAAAUUCUCCUCUCUUAACCAGAAAGUCAAACAGACCAAUAUUGGAACCUUACGGAAGCUUGGUACAUUCAACAGGACAGAUGUGAAGGGCUUCCUAAAACCAAACCUGCAAGUAAAUGUUUGGAAAUCUGACAGUAGCCUGGAAAAUACUGGGUCGGAGGUGAAGGGUCACAUCGAAUCCGACUUAGAUAAUUCGUCAGACAAUGACUCUUUCCAUUCCGAUGACUUUCUUCCCAAAUCUGAUGAUGAAGGACAUUUAACAGGUUCUCUAGAGAACAUUGGCCAGAGUGAUUAUGUCCUACCAAGCUGUGGGAUCAUUGCCUCUGUGCCUCGUUUAGGAAGCCGCUCACAGUCUGUCAGCAGCGCUGAGCUCAAUCUCCACAUCUCUACAGAGAUUCAUGUUACCCAGUGCAAUGAACCUGAGAGCAGAGAGGCCUCACCAGAAGACCAAGUCCUAAUAGACUUUGGAACCCCGAUCGAUGCCUACUGCCACCAGUUUGUCCAUGAUGCACAGACCAAACAGAAUGUCAAUGAGACUGUUAAUAAGGAGGAGAAAAUGGACCAAGGACAAUCAAGCAAUCACUCUAAAAUUCCAUCCAGUACAGCAGAAACAGAAAUAGAACAAUUUUUCCGGCCAUCACAGCUUGAUGUAGAUGUCAGCAACACUGGUUCCCUAUUACCUGUGGAUAUAUCUCUGUCAGCUCGAGUGACACCUGGUUCGGGCUCCGCUUCUGCAGCUUCUCCAGCAGACAGCAGCAGCAGUCGAGCCGUGUCUCCUUUUGCCAAGAUACGAAGUUCUGUGGCCCAGGUGGCCAACAUCACCCAGGCUGGUCUGACUCAAGGCAUCAAUUUUGCUGUCUCAAAAGUACAAAAGAGUCCAGAACCUGAAUCUGUCCCUGCACCCCAGAAGAAUGACAUUAAGGAGAUGUUUACACAGUGUCAGACACGGAUAAUACAGAUAUGACUGUACUUACAUGUUUGAGAAUGUGUUAAUUAACGCAAAAUAUAUCAAAUUCCAGUCCUUUUGGGGCCCUACCAUGCUAGAGGUGUUUGCAAUCACUUCCUAUUCAAGACCAAUGACCACAGUGGGGAAGCCAGCCUGAGCAUCACUGAGGCAGUCCUACUCUUGAUGAUCAGGUUGCCUUUACACAGAAAAUAUAACCAGAACGUAGCCUGCUAUUCAUUCAAAGGGACAUCCAGGCCCUUACAUCUGAUGCUCAUGCAGAAAGUACCAUUGGACUGAAUGAACCUUAACUGCCGUCCAUGCACUGGGAUCAAGCGAACACAUCAUGUUUACAAUUGUUUUUGUCCACUUGUUUGUGAUUUCUAAAUGUGGUACGUGGCAUCUGUUGGUGGUCAGUCAUGCACAGUAAGUGAGGCAGCAACGCCUUCAUUUUUUAGGAAAUGGGAACGUUUUUUUGUUUUAUGGUUUUGUUCCUGUUCUUGUUUUUACCAGGGCCAGCAGUUAGAUUUUAGUACUAUUUAUUUUUUAGAUCUUUUUAUAUAUCUAUAAAUAUUGUCACACAUGGAAUAUAAAAUCUGAAUAUUCCUUUAAAAUAAGCGCCUGAACGUAACCAUUUGGCAUUGGUAAGUCAUGAUAAAUUACUGCUAGUUACAUACUUUUUGCACGUUUCUUUGCACCUAGCCUUAAAUUAUUUUUAUUUUUUUUAGAAUGCAUUUUGCUGGCCAGUGUCUUAGAAAUCUCAGGCACACAAAGCAUUAACCAUGCCUCCAUUGUUUGCACAUUACAGCUCCUUAUUUCAAAACUGUUUUAAACACUGGCAAGUCUUGUGUGUUGUUGGGGUUCAGUGGCGCUUGGGUAAUGGACUCUGACAGAGCUGUUUUGGGGGUGUAGUCUGAGGGGUUAAGCUGGGACCCUGCCUUUAACGUCUCUGUACUUGAGGACAAGUUUGUAUUCACAGCACACUGCGAUCCAUAUGAUUAAUAACGUAGAGCGCUUUCAAUGACUAAAUGGAAGUUCUAUUAUAAUAGAACCGUUUUAAAGGAAAUAAUAUAUAUGUAUGUAUAGAUAUAACCUGUAGACUAUUUCCAGGCGAUUGGAUGCCGUGGUAAUGUGGUUUGUGUAUACACUGUAUAUUGGCAGUAUUUAAACCGAUUUACAUCUCUGCCCCUUGUGGUACUUAGUGCUCUGUGCUCCAUGCUGUAUAUUUAUUUUAUUUUUAAUUAUUUCUUACAUCACAGAUGUGUCUUUUCCCUUAUUUGUAGUACCUGACCAGAAAAUAUGGCUGUAUGUUAAACAAGUUAAAUUAUUUUAAUUAAAAAAAACACACACACAAAAAAAAUCCCUUCUUUGUAGCAUGUUUCAAUGGGUUAAUUGCAGUAACGGUUUGUUCUGUUUAAAUCCACAGGGAAAAAACAAGUUCUUUAAGCAACAAGGUUAUCUUGCCAACACUUUCUAAACUGCGAUUGGGAGGAAAAAAACACAAAACAAACUCAUUUCAGCUGCAUUUAUAAUGUACAUUUACACAUCAUGGCAGUGGUUGGAUGAGUGUUGCCAGGGAC